UUUUUGGAUUUUUGGAUGAACUGAGUCGACGAUCCGUUCUCUAUAUUGAUCUCGGACUGUUUCCGGCCAUCUUGUCCAUCUUUAGGCCGGCGCCGGAUCUGGAGUGGAACACUUUCUACUAAAUUAGUGUUCAUUCACAACAAAUUUCAACCCACGAGGAUGGCUUAAAAAUAGGACUAUAAUUUUUCUGAACGAGGAAGUAGUUCAAGGAGGAAAAAUUUCUUGGCAUUCACGACGAUCGAGGUCGUGUCGUCUUUUAAUUCAUCUUUGAGCUUGACACUUUUAACCAUGAAGGCCGACAGAUGUACCCUGCACCAAAACUUCUUGAGUCCUUUGGUUAACACCGUAAAGUAUAAAUGAUGUAACGCAAGGAAUGGCUUCAAGUUCAAAGGAUGCACAAAGUGAGGGUGAAAAUCAGAAUGAAGCGGUCGACAGCGGUACGGUGUCUGAAUCGAGAGAAACUACAAUUCCAAACCACAGUCGCUCAAACAGCGCUGUGUCUCCUCCAGCAUGGCGUGUUGUGUUUGUAAGCUCCAAAUUGCGCCAUUCUACUGUUCUUAACUCGGCUGCUCGCUCAGCAGUUUUGUUUGUGCCCUACAUUUACGAUAAUACAACACUGGAGUCUCUCCUUCUCCAAGCUCAACAAAAGCUAAAUGGACGAAAAGCUGAAAGUAUCGCAUUUCUAGUUCACGGGCAAGGAAGUAAUACAGUGCUGUGUUCGCACGAUGAUCAGGUAAGCUUAAAUAAUGCGUUUGUUUCACUUUCAUAAACUGUUUUGUACUUUACAUGUCAAAAUCCUGUUGUUUUCUAAGGUUAACCUCUGUCAAAGGUGGCAAUAUCCUAAUGUAAAAAAUACGUUUGCGUUCUGGAAUAAAAUUUUCGAUUUGCCUCUUUAUUCGUGUGUUAAUUACCUGAAAUUCGAUCUAAAGAAAUCUUCCAGACUCCAGACUUAUUUUGAAAUUCCAAUUGACUUAAGUAGCAAGCAGCUGCAAAUCUUGUGCCACCUUUGUAAAUGAGAUUAGCAGAUUGUUGUGUUGACUUUACAGAUCAGGAACGAUGUGUAUUUCAUAUUAUAUUGAUAGCUUGUCUGCCAACUUAUGGUUAAGCCUUUUGCAAACACCAAAUGGCAUUGCAAUUUGAAAAGAUCUUAGUUAUUUGGGGUGUUUUUAUAAUAGAAAAGAAUGAGAACAAUAAUUUUCUGGGAUGAAUUUCUGCAACUAGAUUCUUAUGGAAAUUCAUGCAAAUUCAAAAACAUCUAACUCUAAAUUUGACACUUAUGUCAUAGUGUGUAUGCGAGACACUCGUAGUUUAGGAGCAAUUAUUGCCCAAAUGCAGGUGCAAUAUAAUAUUAAGAGAGGUCCUUAUCUCUGUAAUCCUUUGUGUCAUUUAUGGAGGGUAAAAAUGCAUAACAAUAAAAGCCAUCAUGUUAUUAUUGACAGCAGAGUAAAACUGUCACCAGUGAUUUACCAGUAUUCAGCAACCUUCAGAAUCAAUUGGAAAAAAAUUCAAACACUUGGUAAAUGAAGACAAAAUGCUUACACAUUUAAUGUUGGAAAAGGUGGCAAUUACUGUUGAUACAGUUAAUGCUAGUCAAAAAUCCACAAUCAGAAUGUACUUGAGGCAGGGGAGUGGCGGGUGGGGGGGAGGUUGGGGCUGCCCAGGGUCUUGAAACAUGAAGUGGUUGCUGGGAGAUAAUAAAUACUGCCAUAAUAUGCAAUGCAUGCAGGGCUCAGACAGGACGGUUUCCAAUCAGAAUUGAAGCCCAAUGUAAGAACUUUAAGUUCUGGUUGACCUUAACCAAAAAUGAAAACAAAUUAUCCUAAAUAGCAUACAAUGACAUUAAAUGGAAUGAAAAUAAAGCUUUCUGGAGCAAAAAAAUCAAAAGCUUAUUGGAACAGAUAGGGUUAGGAGAAUUUUGGAAGAAAGCACAAUAUGCGAAGACAGGAAUCGUAAACAUGAUCAGGCAAUGACUUAAGGAUAUCGAACUACAAAGAUGGCUAAGUGAAGUAAAUAACGACACUAGAAAAGAUGCUAACCAAAGCAACAAAAUGAGAACCUAGCGGUUAAUCAAAACAACAGACAAUUACAAAUGUGAAGAUUACCUAGUAGACAUCAGGUCACCAAUACGUUACACAGAAUAACUCUAACAAGACUGUGUCUUAGCAACCACAAAUUAGUUAUAGAGACAGGGUGUUAUUCGAGGCCAUUUAAGAAACCUGAAGAAAGAAUUUGCCCAAUUUGUAAAAUAGAAGUAGGGGACGAAUACCAUUUUCUAAAUAUAUGCCCUGCUUAUCAUGAAAACAGAUGUUUGUUACUUGAUAAUGUGGUAAAAGAAUAUAGAGUGAAAAUAAGCAGAAUGUCACCUAACAAAAUAUUCAUGUUCCUAAUAAACCCCCCUAGUGGAAAUGCUAGAAUACGAAAACUAAUAGCAAAACAUCUAUUCGAAUGCUUUGAAAAAAGAAAAGACGGCAAAAAGUAAAUACUCUAGGACUUAAUUAAUAACUCAUUAGCCAUAUAUGGUUAGGAAUUUUGUUGUUUGUAAUUUUAGUUAUAAUUUUGGAAAUAGUUGAUAUACUAUUUAUAUUUGUAUAACACUCCAAAUAAAAAACAUGUAUGUAUGGUUGUAUGCAUGUAUAUAUGUAUGUAUGAUCCUAUUUGAGGAUGAGACAAACACAAUAAGGCACCCCAUCUGUAUCCAAGGAUCAUACCAGGAACAUAUUGCCCACAAAAGCACAGAUGAUACCCUAUUUACAUGUAUGGAUCAAGACUGUAAAAACCCAUACCCUCUUGGGUGGCACAUGCCUUUCUAGCUUAUUGGAGUGACCCCUUCCCCCUCAAGGACUGUACUUGACUUACAGUGGUCAGGAAUGUAGCUAAGAGCUCUUUCAGGGUGCAAAGAAAGUCAGUUGUACAGCUUACCAUUCAGGCAAGCUGCAGUUAGCUUCUACUAACAAAAGUCAUUUUAACUAGCCCGAUGAUGAGCAGGGUUGAAAACAGUUCUUUUCUGAUUAGAAUUCCUUAAAAAAACUCACCUGCCAGUCGGGCAAGUUAAGAACAGAAUUCGAUUGCCCGAUAGUAAAAUCCACUAGCCCCGGGCUAUCAGACACGACUUUCCUUGCAUGCUGUCUCUAUGAGUGAAUUUAACUCACUAAGGGCCACAAGUUGAUCAGUAAUGUUUAGUUACUGUUAUGUGUGGCCCUCAUAAAAUCAAGUCUUUUAUUAUUUAUUAUUUUUUACUGAAUGUCAGCCUAUCCUCAGCCAGAAUUUCAUGGUAAACCAAGACAAAGGAGUAAUGUUAAAUAAUGCUCUAAUGAAACGAAUAAAAGAGUAUGGUGUCUUUAAUAAUUAUUGCUCAGUGCGUUAGAUGAUUGUUCUUCAUAGUAGAGCAUCUAACAUUUUAAUUUUUCAGUUAAACUGAAAUUCAUUAUAUUAUUUUUAAAGGUGGUUUUGCUUCAUGCUGUCAAAGAGGUGGAUGAACUUCAAAGUUUCUUUACUGAACUUGUAAAACUCUGUUUAGAUGUUGAUUCUCCUGGAGCCAGGUUAGAUUUCCUUGCCUGUCCACUCACUCAGAGCCCUGAUGCUUUGGAAAUUUUGCAAAUUUUAGAAGAUUUGACGCAUGUAAGUGUUUUCAUUUGCCUUCUUGAAUUGUUGAAAAUUAUCUCUCAAUAUUUUUAUUAAUUUGACAUUUUUUAAAAAAAAUUCACUUACAAACAUUAAAAAAAGUAAGUAAUAUAAAGAGAACAAGCGAGUGGACAAAAAUCAGAGGAGUUUUAGCUGUCAUGCCAUCUUAAACAUACUUGUUUUGCUAUUGGAGAAAUGAAAGGUCUUAGCUUGUUACUUCAAAAAAUAACUCUGAUGUUAAAGGAGCUGUGUCACGAAAUUCAGCCAAAUUAGGACAUUACAAAAUGCCCGUUAAAUUAAGAGGAACAUAAAAAUAACCGCUUAAAACUUUAAUGGAAGGUUAAAAUAACACAACAGAAACAACAGAUGCCACGGAUGGGCAAAACUGAAGAAGAUUGAAACGGAUUGAAAUUAGGAUUUUUGAAAACUGUUCAGCCUAACAGUUUUUCAAAGUUGAUCCCUGCUGCUUGCAACUUCAAAAAUAAUGUUCAAGAGACAUACUUGUUUGUCUCGGGUCUCUGAUUUAGUGAUUUACAUGUAAUUUCUUUGCUUACUUUAAGUUCCAUAGAGAUUGAGGGCGCGUAAUUGGCAAAAUUAAACAAAAUGAACUGGACUGCCGUGACACAGCCCCUUUAACAGUGAUUACGAGUCUUCAUAGCCAAUAACAUCACGGCUUAACUGACAGACGACCCAUAACAUUGCGACAUAAUUGACCAAUCAAAUCAAUAACCCGAGUAUAAUACCAUCAACUGACGUGAUUACAACUCACUUUGACUCUGAAGAUGACUACCGUACAGGUUGUCGAAACGUCAGUCACUGCCAACAACAACAGUCCUAUUCAGGACUACGUUCACCCGGACGAUCAACCUCAACCUUUUGAAAUGACUCCUGGGUUUAAACCUUUCACAGUAUUGUAGUCUGAGAGUAAAUGCAUGUACCCUACCAAUAGAGUUAUAUUUUGUGUUACUUGGACACUUUUUUAGGUCUCUGUUGGCAUGACAAAAGAAAUCAUGGGAACUGAUAUAAGAAGCAGAGGUGAUGAGUCAAGGUAAAAUGCUAGCUGCACUUAUGGAGAAGCAGACAUUUAAAAGCAAAAAAACAAACAAACAAAACUAUGUAACUCUGUGUAAUUCAAACCUCAUGACAAGUGGCCUGUUAUUAGCAUAAUUAUAGCUGUAAUGUUUAUAUAAAAUUUGAAUAAAAAUAUGACCUGAAUACUGAAAUAUAACAGGAAAAUUCUGUGAAAUUUUUGCAGAGAGUGCAUGUUUUCCCAACUGAAUAUUGUAGAGCACUUUAACUUCUGUAAGCUCUUACAGUCUUGUCUGUUUGGUUCAUAAAAGUGUUUUCUCUGAGGCAAAUGAAGAAGAAAAGCUUCCAAGAAAUAUUUUGUUUCCAUGAGAUCAAUAAGUCAUUUUUUUGUUAUUUUCUUUUUUUGUGUGACAGUUUUCACCCAGGUGAACUUUACUUUAAGCAGGAGAAGAUGCGAGGGUGGUCAGGCGUUCCACAGCCAAAUAUUAACAACUUUGAAAAGAUCAGAACUGUUGGAAAAGGUAUUUUAACUGUUAAAUGUAACAGCUAUAUGCUAGUACCUCUGUGCGAAAUUUUGGUGUAGGAGGCUCUGGUGUAUAACCAAACUAAAAUAUUAUGAAGUAGUUGAACAAAACUCUUAGGGCCACUUAAUUAAACAGAGUCUAGCUCGUGUUUAACAAAACCCCGUUCUUAUCCAUUUUCAGUUUGUUCAACGCUUUUAUCUGAUCACCAUUUGUCAUGAGCGAUUUCAAUAAAGCAUAUAGUUUAGACUGGGAAAGCACUUAUUUUCUUAAAUUAACCCACUAGGAAGGAGAUUUGGAGGUCCAAUGAUUUCUUGAACCGCAACCUAAGUUAGACUUUGUUAAAUAACAGAUCCUUAGAUUCCUCUGUAAGUCCUCUAAAAAGCCCUCUUAGAGGUCUAAAAUGUAGGGACAUGGUUAAAUAAACAAAGUGUAUCUUGAAUGGCUGUUGUUUAAGGAGAUUUGUCAUCUCUCCUUUUUUGAAUGAAAUAUGAGGGCACUCAAGCUCCUUUUACAGGACUCAUUAGUUUUUGUCAUGGAACCUCUCAUGACUGGGACUCUUGUUUUUUGGUGAGAAUAAUAUUUGCCAUGAUAAUAUUCUCAUAUUGGGUGCAUGUUUUUAUUUUGACUUUAGGUGCAUAUGGUGCAGCUGUUCUUUACAGGAAAAAGGAUGAUGACUCACUUGUUAUUCUUAAGGAGAUUUCUCUUCAUGAUUUGACAGCAACUGAGCGGCAAAUGGCCAUGAAUGAGGUCUGUCUUUGCAACUGUUGCUCUUAUUACAUAAAGUUGAUUCAAUUACUGGUAAUUCAAACCCUUGAUCACUUGAAUCUCACACUAACUUGGAAAAUGUUCCAUUACAAAAAAAUAAUAUUAUUGAUUUUCCAUGAAAUUGCUCCAAAGGUACUGUACAUAUAUUGUUUGUAAUUCUACCCAUGAUAACUCAGAGAUCCUGCAGCUAACUGAAACAGACCUUACCCCAUCUAGUUAAUUUUCUUGGUUUUUGCCAUGAAAUACACUGGUGAUUUUAUUUUGUGGAUUUCACUUUUCAUUUUUUCAGGCCAAGGUUCUCUCAAAGCUAAGUUUGCAUCCAAAUAUCAUCAGCUACUAUGACAGUUUUGAGGUGGAUGGCACUUUGAUGAUUGAGAUGGAAUAUGCUGAUGGAGGGUGAGUCAAGUCCGUCAUACAUGUACAUUGUACCCACCUCGGGUUGCCUUGGUUACCUCUGUCCUGGCAAUUGUGAUUGUUUCAGUCCUCUUUAUAUUGUACCUCUUUGUAUUUAGAGGUUCAUUUGAAUGCAUUUUUAGACAUUUUUAGACAGUAAUCAACACAAACGUAGAAUAGUUUGACCAUGACAAGUAUUUUUUUACAGUUUAUACUCUGUAAUAGGGGGAGUUAUAAACUCAGCGGAUAUAAAAUAAUUCUGAGACCACUGCAGCCCAAUACACGCUUAGUAUACUGUACAUGUCUUGUUAGAAAAUUAUACAAGUAGUCUAAUAAAAUUAGUGUUUUAGCAAAAACCAACUAGCAUACUACCUUUGAUUCUGUACUAUGUUGUGAUGAAAAUAAUCAACUUGAAUUCAGGAAGACAUCAUUUGUUUGCACAAACAAAGAACUAAAUUUUCUUUCCAUUAGUGUUCCUUUCAUACUCCUUUUUCAGUUUAUUUUCUGGGCAAGCUUCAUUUUAAUAAAUUAAUAAAUUAAUCUUUUUCUGAGAAACACUGCAAAAACAAUUUAUUGAAGAACUUGCUUUUGUUUUUGUUAAACACCAACUCCUUACUAUUUAUCAUGCUGUAGAUGGUGAGUGCAAUGUAUGUUAGCCAGUCAGAUUACAGAAAUUGUGUUACAUGUACAGCUCUGUAUGGCUAUUUAUCUGCUACUGAUUUGUUUUAAAACUGCCAAACCUUUUUGUGCUAAAGAAUAAGAUUCAUAAUUUUCUGCUCAUUUGGAGCUACUUACUGUUGAAUAAUAUUAUUGUUUAUAUUGCAGAACUCUGGCUCAAUACCUGUCAAGGCUAGAGAAGGACAUGGAGGAAAGAGAGAUCUUAAUAAUUUUCCAACAGAUGCUUUCAGCCUUAAGAUACAUUCAUGGGAACAACAUUUUACACAGGUAAGUUAGCAGUAUAAAAUUGUUUGCAUUACCCCUUGUUAAUAUUACUAUAUCAAAACAAAAAAGAGGAUUUGUGAAAAUGUCCUGGAUUUAACCUGGAAUCUUCCAAUAUUAAUAGUUAUUGCCUUCUACCAGGGAUUUGAAGACUGCCAACAUUUUUUUAACCAAGGAGGGUGUGGUCAAGCUUGGUGACUUUGGUAUCAGCAAACAGCUAGAAGGUUCUAAAGCAAACACUGUGCUGGGAACACCUUACUAUAUCUCACCAGAGAUGGUAGGUUACUGAUGUAGGAUUCACUCAUGUUUACGUAGGGCCACAACCACCAUGGUAAAGCCAAAUUCAAGGUUUUUCCAUCCCUAGAAAAUACACAGAGAGUCCAUAUGUGUGAAAUACAAUGCAGUUGGUGGUUGAUAUUUCUAGAGCCUUCACUCAGAAACAGUUUACUGAAUGUGUUUUAAAGCAUACAUUUGGGACUUAUAGAUUGGUCUGAAGUUAUUUUAGCUUCAAUCUUAUUAAUAACAGUGUACCAUUAAUAGCGGUGCACCAAACAUCUACAUGUACUUUUGUUACAAAUCAGAAUUUAAAAAUACUAAGCAAACAUGAAAGGAUGAUGAAGAGGUUUACCUAUGCAAAUAGCCAUUUUGAUAGCCCUUUUAUAAGGAAUGCUUUCACAAUCUUUAUCAAGGUUGUCUCAGGAGUAACAGGGAAUGAAUGUCUGUUCAGAACCACAAAAAUUUCUGUGAAUGCUGCUGUUAAUUUAGUUUACUAAAAGCACCAAUAAAAAUUGACCAACUUUGUCAAGGUCUUGGACUGUCCUUGUCUCAUGAGCUGCCAAUGAAACAAAGGACAAACAGGGUUGUGAAUAAGGGCUGGUAGCUGGCCAAAAACUCCAGCUAGUUAGCCCUCUUUAGCCGGUUACCUUUAUCUCCGUCUACCAUUAGUGCUAACAAAAAAUAAGCACCGUCAAAUAAAAUUGUAAAACAUCCAUUUCCCAGUUUUGAAUGACAUUGAACGCAUAUGCUAACAGGUUUAGAUCUGUAAAACGUUCAAACCGUGCAAUGUCUUGGAAUGCCUGGGACAUUUCAAUGGCAUUGUUCCCAGUCUUGCCUGCAUUCAGAUGAAACAACCUGGCGUCAGCGGUGGAAAAUACCUCUUGAAAACCUCUGGAAACGCCAUUUCCGAGAUUCUAUUUUUCAAAGUGUCCCCAGGUGCCUCAGCCCUCAAGAACUUGUGCUUUGGUGCGAGUCUCUAAAGCUGCCUACUAUUUAUUAUCAGCCUGCUACUUUAAAACUUUUUGACAGCCCUGGACAAAAAUGAACAUGAUAUUGUUUCUCUUUUUAGUUAAUUUAUUAUAUGUACAGGUUUGUGUCUUUUACUUUCAGUGUGAAGGAAAAGAGUACAAUCAUAAAAGUGAUAUGUGGGCAUUGGGUUGUAUUCUUUAUGAAAUGGCGAGCAGACAGAAAACAUUUGAAGGCUCUAAUCUUCCAGCAUUGGUCAACAAAAUUAUGAAGGUACAAGAAAACUCUGAUCUUGUGAAAUUCUCAAGAUUGUAUAGCUAGCUUAUAAAUAAUAGUCAUCAACAUGUGCUAAAAUUAGCAUGUCAUGUUUCUGUGUUUUAGGGUCAGUUUGCACCAAUCAGAGGAAACUACAGUCCGGAAUUUAGAGUUUUGGUUAGUUCAAAAAAUCAUCAUUGGUGCAUGCAUAAUUAAGCAGCUUAUUUUCAUCUGACUUGUUGAUAUGCUGAGGGUUUUUAUCUGUUGACUGAUGCAGUGACAAGAAGAGAGAGUAGGCAAUGAUUUCAGGUGUUGAAUUGUGUUGUGUAACCUAACUAAACAAGUAAAUAGACAAUAGAAACAAUAGUUGUCUAAUUUUGGUUUGAAGUAAGAGAGUGUGACUUGAUGAUUCUCAAUUCCGUGAGUUUCAAAUUUCUGACCUUCAAAGAAACAUAAAAUUUAGACAUAAGUACAUGCAUGAUGUUUACACUUGUUUUAUGGACAAUUUUGCCAAAAAACAGGCUUUAGAGCAAAAUCACCAUUUUCUGCUUAUAUUUUCUCUUUGUUUUAAUUUUCCUUUUUUGUAGUACACGGGAAAAGGACAAAGGACAAUAAUUAGGCAUUAAAGUUUUCUUUUUAUUAUUUCCAUGUCACAAUAAAUGAGGACUUUCUGACUGAAUUUUUUUAGGUCUCAAAGUCUAAAACAAAAUAAUAUGACGUGCAUUUUGCUCAACUUAAUUAAUGUUAAGUAUAAAAUGCAUUAUGGUUGAGACAUUUGUAUUGUUUUAGGUUGGGGAUAUACUACAGAACGACCCUGAUCUGAGACCAGAAAUAGAUGAUUUAUUGAAUGAAAGACUCCCAAAGGUAUGUUAUUUAUGAAAUAAUCUGUGUGUUUGUGAAACACUCUGAAAGUUUAUAAUAUAAGUUUAUUAUUAUUUAUUGUUAUUUUUGUUGGUAACACUUAGUAAUACUGUUUAUACUUUUUUUUAGCUAAUGAAAAGGUUUGAAGACACCAGUGAAGAUGAACUUGGUAGUUCCAUUGAUCCUAGUAACAAACCAAAGAGAAGGUACAAUUCGGUCAGGAGAUCUUCUUCAAAAAUUGCAGACAAAUAUAUACUAAUUAAACUAAUGCUGGUUUUCGACAUCAUACUGUCAAAAAUAUGAACCAAAACUGUUCUGGUGAAUAAGAUCAAGAAUUUGGGAUAUGAUAGAAGAUCAGUAUGUUAACAAUCUUGGAAAUAUAGAGGACCCAUGUUGGUGUUAAAUAUUCAUCCUCUCUUCGUGCUGGGCUAAUGCUACAAAAAAUUACCUGUAGAGAAUGCUAGUAAUGGCACCUAUAUUUUUUACUUUAUUAUUAUUAAUUUCUGUGUAUGUUCUCAUUUUUAGGACACUUUUGUAUUACCUGGACCUGCUUUACACUAACAUGUGCCCUAUUGAAAUACCUGCAAAGGGACAGCUUAGAGAGGUAAGAAUGAAGGUACUACUGCAACAAUUCAAAGUUCAUGCUCUGCAUGAAAUUCUGGAAGUGCUAUGUUAUUUGAACUUCAUUUUACCCUAUAUUUACCUAUAUUUGUAUGAUACUUGCUUGUAGAUGCCACUAUUAGGAAAAAAUAUGUUUUUACAUGUACUUUUUGCUCUUAUUGCCAUUGUUCUUUUAAAACUCUUGGCUAGUUUUGUGAUGCAGAGCAGUCAGAUCAAUUAUCAAGAGGGUUAGAGACUUCUUGUCGGUGCUUUACUAGCAAAUAAAAUAAUGCACUUGAUGGGCAUAGAAUGAACUGGAAAUUCUUCAUACAGUACUUCAGGUCACGUCUCGUGCUGUACUCUUGAAUUCCUUGUUCAUUCCACAGCCAACUUGUUUGUUUAUCUGCCAGUAAAAUGCUCUCAUUAACCUCUAGCCAAGUAAGUCAAUGUUUCAAACAACUCCUAGUGUUACUUUCAUGUUCGUUACAGUUUAUAUUCCAGUGGACUGUCAGUAAUGUCUUAAAAGAUUUGGUUGUUUUCUAUUAGUAACGUUAUUGUACAUAGUUGAUCACACAUUUUGUGCACCACAUCUCUUUUUUUAAAGGUUGCUGUUGGUAGUUCCCAUGUUGCCAUGGUGACAAUGGAACAUGUAGUGUACACGUGGGGUAGCAACUGUUGUGGUCAGCUUGGUCAUGGUGACAGCAACAGACAUGACAAACCAACACAAGUUGAAGCACUCAAGUCUAAAACUAUUUUGAGGUAGGAUUUAUUCAUUUGUCAUCACAGAGUGAUAUUCUUUUUUUUUACCAGCUUUUUUGGACACAGGCCUGCUAUGCCCAGAGGGAAUGUGCAUGAAUGGGACUCAGGUCCCAUGCGAGGUGCCAUCCCUACCCAAUCCCACAACUUGUUAGGGUUGGCCACACCACCAUGGUCUACGAGCCCUACUCUUUUCAAAUAGUGAUGUGGGUUCUUUUACACCCCACAAGAACAAAUCAGUGAAAGUGCUGUGAGAUGGGACCUAUGGUUGUUUUUCAUCCUUAUCUGAGAAGACUAGAAAGUCUAACCAUUGCAGAUGUCAUUAAAUUUUACAAAGGUAGCACUUUCUUCUCAGUUAUUUAAAGACCCUGACUGUUUGUCCGGCUGGGGUUUGAACCCGCAACCUCCCGCUCAGCAGACUGGCACUCUCCCAACUGAGCUAACUAGGCAGCUGUUCUUUUGGUACUUUUUGCUGUUACAGUGAAAAGGAAGGUGUUGACAGACUUAUGGUUUAUAAAGAGAUAGAGACUGAAGUUAAGGUUUAUUGGAUUGCAUGCCCGAUAACUUUUGUGGUUGAUGUUUUCAACUGACAUUUCUUUAAUGUAAAGGGUUAGCUUGAUAAACUGCCCCUAAACACCCUUGGAGAUUAUCGUCCAUUGUACCACUGGUGAUGUCAUGAAUGAAGGAAGACAUACAUAACCUUGGCAGCUAUCUUUUGCAGGGGGUGGAGAUCUUUCAAACAGUACCUGAAUUAGCACGAUUCUGUUUUGAAACAGGCCAAAGGAAAACCCAAAAUUAAACCUCUUAUAAAGUUGAUUAGAAAAUUCCAAUGAAAAAAUAAAUCUUGAAAUUUUGCCUUUCGUGCGUGCCUGAGUAUAGGUAAUAGUAUGGUUUGCAGUGAUAUUUGGCAUAAAUACCACGAGUGAUACUUCGAAAUUGUUAUAUGUAAUUUCACGAGCCAUCAGGCGAGUGAAAUUUGAGACAAUUUUGAAAUAUCACGAGUGGUAUUUAUGCCAAAUAUCACGUACAAAUUAUGCUAUUAUUUGUUUAUACUACUACCCACAAAAGGUUUGUAAUUUUCGCAUGUAGGUAUUUCAAAUUAAGCUGAAAUACCACUGCUCUAAGCCAAUCAGAUUGCAGAAAUUUCUCAUGUAGUAGUAUAAAAGCUGUAAUAACAUCUCAGACAAAAAGCCAGCAUAGCGUUGUCAUGUAAACAAUGUUUUCUCUAGUUUUGGUUCUUUUUGGGUGGAUUGAGAGGAAAAAACAGCUCUACUAGCUUCAAACUUUGCUUUCAACAAAAUUUCCAGGUGUUAAUGGGAUAUUUUGAUUAAAUGAUUAAGGGAUUCCAGUCCAAUUUUAACCAAAAGACUGUAACUCAACAGAAGUUUUGUUUUGAUUUGUCUACAGUGUUUGCUGUGGAGAUAACUUCACUGUGUUUGUCACAGACAAUGGUAUUGUCAUGACCUGUGGCCAGGGCGACUUGGGCUGCCUAGGGCAUGGCGACUGGAUCAACUCAACUAAGCCAAAGUUGAUUGAGGCAUUGUUAAGUUUUGAUGUGACUUCAGUGAGCUGUGGUUCCGCCCAUGUGGCAGUUGUUACUAGUGAAGGUGUUGUUUUCUCUUGGGGAUCUGGCGGUGAUGGCAGAUUGGGAUUAGGGGAUGAAGAAAACCGGUAAGUCAAAUGCAGACAGCAGAGAAAGGGUCAGUUAUUUAAUCUUACAGGUAACAUUCUGCUCUUUGUUAUUCCAGUUAUGUCCAGGUUUGAAUGCAGCUGAAAAUUUUCCAUUUAUGCAAAUCUGGACGUACCUCCAUUAUUACAGUGGCUAACCACUGAUUGAGGAAAUUAAAGUUGACAAAUGUUAGAGACUUGAAGGACUGUAAUGUUAUAGAGUCAACUUUCUCUAAGACAGACACCUUUGGGAUGGGCAUUUAGUGUCUGUGUUAGAGAUAUGUUGGUCUUAUAGAGAGUCAAAUAAAGGAGGUAAAGAAAGACAGGGACCAACUCCAGGUGUUCGCUUUACAGAGGUGUCUCUCUUAUAGGGAAGUCCGUUAAGAAAGAGUCGACUGUAGAAUUUUUUGUGUAACAAAUUAUGAUAGAAUUUUGUGCCCCUGAAAGUGACCACAACAGUCACAGAACAUUCGAGGGCAAAUCAACAGUGAGAAGUGUAUAGAAUUGAUGCCCAACAGUGACCCCACUUCCCCACUAUAUUCAUUUCGGAGAGAUAAGAUAUGAGAUGUUUCAAAACUGAACAGUGUUGUUGUAUAUCAGAUGUGUCCCCACAGAGGUGACUGCUAUUGACGAGACUGUGUCCAUAAAACAAGUCAAGUGUGGAUAUGAUGGCACCAUGUUUAUCACUGAUUCAGGGGCAUUGCUUGCAUGUGGCAGGUAAAUUUAUUUAAUUUUACUCAAGAAUGAACCUAUGUUUUGUUUUACCCUGAAAGUUUCCAACAAGUAAUGCCAUUUUUCUUCUUCUUUUUGAAUUAAACAGCAAUACAAACAACAAGCUUGGGCUGAACAAUCGGCAAGGAUUUUUGAUGCAGAUGAAAAAUUUGCUGAAUAAGGUACAUUAAUAAGUAGGUGGAAUAUGAUCUUCUGCUUGAGACCUGAAUAGGAGGACUACACUCACUCUUCAGCAAUACACUCACCCGUAAUAUCAUAUUCCAUCUAAAUUUAUGAAAUGACUCCUGGCUUCAAACCUUUUAAAAAUAAGGUACAUAUUCAUUCACUGACGUCAUUUUUAUUGUGUACCUGUUUGGAUCACUGUGACUAAAAGAGUUUAAUUUUAAUUGCGGUUGUUGACAUUGACAAUAAUUUACUCGAUAAAGGAUUUUAUGGAAGUUUUAGUUGACGUUAUGAAUGAUGAAAUGGGGCUGAGUUGUUUGAUGGGCGUCAAGCGCCAAUCCAGGGCUUUAACAAGUCAUAUGACUGGUUACAGUUAAUCAAGGUUGAAUUUAAGAAGGCUUCCAGUCGUUCAGAUUGUGGGGACGGUGGAAAGAUGGGGUAGAAGAAUCCAAGCUUAACUUAAAAACAUCUCUGAUAAGCCGUGUUGUAGAGUGUUGCCUGUCAUUGGAGGAAUCGACUUAGUUCCGGGCGAAACAACUUCGGGCGAAUCGACUUUCAGGCAAAACGACCACAAUUACGCCUCUUUCCCUCCGCUCUUCACAAUCUGAUCACCUGGAACAGGUUACAAGCAGCUUGGCCCGGCGAGAGUUAUAGGAAAUGAUCACCUGAUAUAGCGCCGUGACCUUGACCUUUCACCUUAGGUUCAAGUCGACGGUAAAAACGUUCCAACAGCUGUCAAAGUGUUAUCCAAGCAUCGUGUAUUAGACGUAUCACUGGGUCCAUAUCACAGUGCGGUGAUUGUAGAGCCAGGACUGGUCUACACAUUUGGUGAUAACUCACUCGGACAACUGGCUUGUGGUAACUGUAAACCACGUGAUGUUCCUGCUAUUGUCAAAGCGUUGGAAGACAAGACCACUAUGGUAAGACAACAAUAUUAUUUUGCGGUUAGUAAGAGCCUUUUCCCGCGGGAUAGCGCCUAUUUACCUCGGGAAUGACCGUUUGUUCCCAUGAGACAUAUGUCAGCUACCGAAAAAGUUAUCCCGGGUUUCUAGGACACCAACUUUACACAAACACAAAAAUUUCGCGCUAAAAUACGCACCGCAAGCGGUGGCUACUACGAGAAGAAAACUUAAGAAGGAUGUAACAAGUACAGAACAUGCUCCUACAUAUCAUGCCAAACACAUUUAUAAAACUGUAUGUAGGCCAAUUUACUUAUUUUAUUUUUUACCGACUUGACUAGGCACAGAUUAGCCCGUAGGGGAUGGAUAGGUGAAACAUGUCAGGUGCCCUCUCUUCACUCCCCUCCCUCCCCUCCCUACUCACUCCCUUGACCCAUGGUAGCUUGAGAUAAUUACGUCACUAGUAUAUGUAGAUGUAUGAUAUGUAGUAUAUGUAGAUGUAGAUAAAAAGUGGUUCAGUUACGUCCUGUGGUAGACAGAUAGUGAAAGUGUUGUGAGACGCGGCCUUGGUUUUUGCUUCUUACUAGACGACCUCAGAAGUUGAGAACUAGCCGUGGAACAAAAGCAGCACCUUCAUCAGUUUUUUUAGUUCUGAGUGUUGUUCCGGCCAAGAAUCUUAGAACCCUAGCGCUAAAGCUUUCAAUGAGCCAGCCAAUCAGCGGUUAUUUGUGCAUUUACUUAAUAAACUACUUGUUAAACGUAUCCCACAGGCUUACUAGCUCAGGAAUUCUUUUUUUCUUUAGGUGGUUUUCUGCGGAAAUGGCUUCACAGUGGCUGGAACAAAUGAAAAUGAUCUGUUUUUCUGGGGGGCGAGACCCACAGAUAGCCGACGUCCCCAGAGUGAAAGCGGAGACAAGACAGAUACUGAAAGUGGUAACAACAAAAGACAUAGGAGAAAUCCAAGUGGAAGCAUGAGUAUUGGUAGUGCUGAUAGUGUGGAGCUGUCCCCAGGGUAAGGAGGCCGACCAACCUCAACACAAGCCUCCUUUGGGGUGUUCUUAGCUAAGUUCUUGGAAAGAAUCUCAAGAGCCAUUCCCUUCCCUCAUGUGGUCAAAAUGUAGUAACCUACUUCAUUUUCUUUGGGCCACACAGUGAUAAACGUAUCUUAUAUCUGUAGGGAUGACCUUGUGAUCCUCCUCCUUCAUAAGCCUUAGUGGCUGUUUGUAAACGUACGGGGUAUGAGGAUUAGUACUAUAGUUUCGACUACAAUGCACACCAACAAAAUUCAGUUGAAAACAAAGCCUAGUCUCUGACUGACGAACUCCUAGUUAGCUUGGCAGCUCAGUUGGUGGGAGUACUGCAUCGGUAUCGCGGGUUCGAUUCCAGGCUUUUUUUCGCAACUGGAAACGUUGACCAUCUAUGUUUUUUAAGCCUUCUCUCGACAGUGUUUUUGUGGAAAGAAAGCAAAAGAGCGUUUAAUUUUAACUCAAUGUAAUGCUAGAUAGAGAACCAAGGAGAACUGAAAGAUUUAGGAAUUUUUUUUCUUGAAUUUUACAGGAGUAAAAGCGAUCAUAACUCCGGAAGCCAGGCGUCUCUUCCAAAAGACGCCAAGAAGCGCCGAGAUGGCAUUCUAGAACUCUCCAGUAGUUCCACCAGGUUUGAACGUGGCAGGAAAGAUGGAAUGCAGGAGGGAUUCUCAAUGCCUCAGUCGUACAAGAAAAGAAAGGAUGGGGUACAGGAAGGUGUCUCACAACCGGAACUAGUAGGAAGUAACAGUGCGGAUGGGUGAGUACGCAAAAAACUUUCCCUGCAUACUGCAUACCCCCCCCUUCCUUCUAUUUCUUUGCUACAAUCGGCGACAGAAUUUGUGGACAAACUUUUACGUGAGGUCAACACGCAUUUCCUACUUUUUUCCAACACUAUACACUUCUAAAAGGAAAAAGCAAGCCUUCCCUUCCCCACGCGGCUUAAAUGAUGUUGUGCCGUUACUCGUGCUGCCUGUGCGAAUUAACAAACAGGCCAAUUUUGGUUUGGGGAGGGGAGGGUCUAGAUUGUUUGUUUCUCUCCAUUUUUGUCUCUGAUUGUAUCCAAGUGAAAACUGGUGUGAUGUGGGAGUGUAGGCUGCGUAGCAGGCGCUUGGAAGUAGUGGGCGCACGAAAGAACGGGCGUGCGAUCCUUCUUGCGCCCACUUCUUCCAAGCGCCUGCUACGAAGGCUAAUGGGAGUGUAGUUUCUGAACGGGAGAACGAGAAUCUCCCCCAGGAAAUAAGGUGAAAAACGUAAUCUAGGUAUCCUUCUAACAUAAUUGAUGUUAUGACUGGAAGUUUAGUGGUUGUUUUACUGUUAAACUCCAUUCCCUUUUCAGUGUUUUCUCCGACGCAGAACGGAGCGACUGCGGAUCAAAGGAAAAUACGUCAGUUAAUUACAUCAGAAUGAGUUCUCGCCGGGGACAAAUGAACGACCAAUCAUAUGUAGGGUUUCUACGAAUCAGUGAUAAUGAAACAGUCUCCUCUCCUACUCGCCUUUUUCACUGGGAUUCCUACAGUAUGUACGGAGCAGAUAGUGACCGAGAAUUUCCUGUUUACCUGCUUGAUGUCAAUGGUUAUGGCGUGAACGUGUUCGUACAAAUAGAAACAACAGCACCGGCUCCUAUCAGAAGACGGUCCAAGAAAAGAUCGCAGAAAAAAGCCAGUGAGAGAAGGCUGUCCAAGCAAACUGUACUGUCUGACGGGUAGGUGUCCUUCGUAUGAUAGUUGUAGCCAAUCACAGAGGAGGUCGGUGAUUCAAUCAUACAAUCAGAUCUCUAAGCACUGAGGCUGCACUUGAAGCGCGGGAAAAUAUUGAGAGUUGGCGUGAGACUUUAAGCCAGUCCCAGAGGUUUAUACCAACGCAAAACCAAACAGUCGAGAAAUUGUUUUAGACACAAAAAGCUUCUUUAUUUGAAAGCAAAGCGACCGAUUAUGUCAGCCCUAACGGUACAAUCGAUAUCUAAUCAAUUCAGAACAGUAGUAGGCACAGGCGAGGGAAAGCGUGAGUGACACUUGGUUUUGGUCCCAUGGCUGUUUGAUUGAAUGAGUGGUGGAAAUGUUUUGCCAAUCACAGAGGAAGCCUAAACAAAACCCAAGCUAAAUGAAACAUCAAUAAACCACUUUAAGGCUGGUAUUUACUAGCGACGGAAUUAGAGUCAGUGUUUAAAAAGAAGCGUAGGGUGUUGUGAUGUAGUGAAAACAGCGUUUGAUUCCUCUUACGACUACGUCGCCUACGAUCUGGUGAAAACAAGGCUGUCGGCGUCACAAGCAGAAGCGGUAGAGCUAAACCAAUUACAAAGCAGGAGAUUAAGCUUUGUGAUUUGUUUAUCCUUCUGCUUCUGUCUACGUCCAUCUGGUUCUCACUAGAUCAUAACUGCGAGGUAGUCUUAAGGGAAGCAGAAAGAAAAUGGAAACGUAUUGAUUCUUCAGUCGCGCUCAUAAAUCGGCUGACGACUUUGACUUUUGAUUUUCCAUGCAAGGUCAUAUUACGACUCCUAACUCUGUCGCAAGCGAAAACCAGCCUUAUGCGGAAUCCAUGUUCAAGCCGAAUCCCCUUCAGCAGCUCAGUCCUGAUUAAAGUUGCAAGUGCUGCUUCAAAGCUGAAUGAUCCCGCACCCUUUCUUUCUAGCAGACUAUAAGAGUUGUAAUCAGUUCUGUCACGCACUUUUCGAAGAAGUGACGCGGACAAGAAUAACGGUUUCGUGCGAGACUAAUGCUCAGAAAUAGAUCAAAGUAAUGCAGAUUCUGCUACAGCUUUAUGAUGCUGAGUUAACUGACAAGACAAUUUUGGUUGUUCCUUACAGUGCGAUUGGAGGUCCGCGGGCGCCUGGGUUGGACUCCUCCAUGGGAUCGAGCUCCUCCGAGUUGGAAACCACCUUAGGAGAGGUAGGAAUAAAAAAUAAAUACGUACCCCCUCUACGAAAAGAGUUUUGUAAUGCAGGCAAAAAAUAGUUUGAAAUCCUGAGUUUUUUUUGAGCGAGGUGGGGGACAGGUUAUACUAAAAGUUGUGAGUGCCUUUUUUUUCCUGUAGGUUCCGACGUGGUUAAAGAAUGAGUUAAAAGAAGGGAUUAUAGCUGGUAACACGGAUCAACAGGACUCAAAUGACGAUAGCGAUAGUGAAGAGGCUGACAGUGAAACUGAGGAAACAGACAAUGGUAAGUAGUCAUGGAGAGCUGGCAGGCGGGGACCACUGUCUGCCUUCUGCCCCAUUUCCUUGGUGAUCGUUUUGUUGUGUAGUUAACACUUUUGUUAGAAUUAUGUGUUCUUAUGUAACCUAUCGAACACAAGAUACAUAUAUUUCAUGUUAAACACCGCGAAGAGAGUUCCUGAAACAUAGUAGUGUCGAAUGUUUGAUGAACGUUUGCGAAGUGUUGAUUCCUGUGAGCCUUUUUUUUCUCUCUUUUAUUUAAUAAACAGUACUGUAUUGUUGAAUUCGUAAUGGUCACUCCUCAUAACUGCUUAUAUAAAGAAUUCACUAAAACGCUCUUUUUUAAAUUCUUUUAGGGCAGGAGAGAGACAGUUCCAAAUCCACAGUCAAAUCCACAGCUGAGCUUGUAUCAGACAGCGAAAAGAACUCCAAGAGUUCUGCGUCUAAGCUUGCGGCUAAAGUCGAGAGGUUCAAGCAAAGCAGGAAAUCUAAAUCGGAGACGAGAAUUGUAGGAGGCGUAGCUAUUAACACAGCAGUAGACAAUGAAGUACCUCUCAGUGUACGGUCAAGUUCAGUAUCGAUUAAAUCGGAGCCAGAUCUUGAGAAAAUACAAGACAAGGUACGUCUUUUGAUUUAUUUUAUAUUUUCCUCUGCUUUGUUUGUUUUUAUUGUUGUUGCGAAUAAAGCGGGCUUUCGUUGGGGCAAAUCCAAAUAUAUACCAAAGUAUCAAAGAUUGACAUCUACUCUCACUGCAUUACCUCUCAUAUCUUACUUGACCCUUUUACUCCUAAGAUCUGAUUAGUAAUUCUCCUUUGUGACUGCUAUACAUUUUAUUGAAUGUUAAAUAAGGGAAUUCAGGGAUAUAUCAAUUUAGUAAAAUCCAACUAGUUGUCUAUUAUCAAUGCUGCGUUCUGAUUGGUUGAGCUACUACUAGGCUAUAUGUUAUAGCCCACCAGUAGCGAAAAGCGGCGGAUUUUUGGCGGUAAAAAGGAUGAAAGUCUUACUUUAAGUUGUUUUGUCUCAAUAUUUUUGACUAACUAGUUGGAUUUUACUAAAACAAUUAUUCCUCUCGCCCUCAUGGCCUCUGAGUCAAUAGCCUAUUCAGCCGUCGGCCUCAUGGGCUAUUGACUCAGAGCCCAUUCGGGCUCGAGGAAUAAUUGUUAAAUAACAUCCUCUGGCUGAUAAAUUUGCCAAUUCUCACCACCGUCACCACCUAUCCGUUAGGCAACGUAUUGUAUAUCCUCCUCCUAAGGAGAUGUUACAUGCCAAUCACUUCUACCUAACGUUAGGUUACUUAUAGAGUCCAUGAUCCAUUGGUCGCAGUCUUGCACUGCUGCGGCUUCUGAUUCAAUGGACGUUCAAAUUUUUCGUUCACGUAUAAAAAAAACAUCGUUCGUAAUUGUAAUGGGAGGGUGGUUUGGCUUUUUCGUGAGUAUAUCUCAGCUCAGUAUCUUGAAAGUGCAGCAGUAAUUUAAUCUCGCAUAUUUACGUCAUGUAAGGGAAAUAAAAUCUUUGCUUGAUGAUAAACAUCACCUCAAUUCAAGCCUGCGCUUCUCUUUUAUGUGGUUCAUUAAAAGAUCCUCGAGACUCUCAAAAAUUCAACAAAAACCGAUAGGAACUGAUUGCAUGCCGCACUGUGUAUUGAUAGGAUGACAGCUCAUUUUUUGCCUUUCUUUACAGAAUGUGGGUUCUGAGUCGCCGGGUACUGGUGAUUCAGAUAAAGGAUCUUCUUUGAACUUAUCCAAAGUGUUUCCUCGUCCCGCCAGCAGUCCUGUUACAUCAAAACACAAGCGUUCAUCCUCAGAUGGGCUCAUUAUUGAUGAGAAGAAAAGAACUCCGUCGGAUUCUGGUGUAGAGUUGACUCCUGUGGAGAAACUUAAUAGUUCGAGUGAGGGAUCAGGGGGUGCCGCUAGUGGCUCACGCAAGACGUCUCUAGAGUAAGUUUUGAGCUCUCUUAAUUGUACAAAUGGGAAAAAAGUGGAUUGCAGAGAGUUUUACUCAGGUAUAAACAGGUGAACUUGAGAACACGUAACGUGACAUGCAGUAUGUUAUUCUGCGUCAAAAUCUCGCCAUGCGUGGAUAAUCCCUACUUGUUUUUGCUCUUGAGUAAGUGAUUAAUUUUGCUUGUACGUGAUACUCUCAGUGUUGUGUCUUGAUUGAAAUCCGGCACAAAUUUUGUUAAGAAGAUAUUCUUUGUGUAGCAAAAUUUUAGGGAAAGCUUACCGCAAGCCUAAGGAAGACUCGCAGAAAUUGCUUGUAUUUUGCGUUAAUUCUGGAUCUCUAUUCGGAAAAUUGCUGCGAAAGGUUGUACCGGAGGAAUGUGUUAUUUAGGCUAAUUCAAGCAAGGGCAUGAGUUAUUGAGUUUUCUGGUCACAGGUUGAGGAAGGUCAAUCUUUAUGAAUAUUUUUUGUGAAAUUAGAGCAUGUUUUGUGCAAACCUGAGUGAGAGUUUAAGCUAGUCGAUAUGAUCCUGUAGCUUUAGACAGUCGAACAGAGCGUCAGUUUAAUCUCUCGUCAGUCUGCUCUCAACAGUUUAAGCCAAGAAAAAGUUUGCCAAUUGCGGGAAACGUUUAAUGAUUUUGGCGGGGAUCGGGAGCUCCAGGACAAAGGAGGUGGAGGAGUUAAAAGGUUUCAUUUGGCCCGAGUUAUGCAGAAAGUAAAGCCUGUUUUUCUCCAUCAUGAAAUGCCUCCUGGCGUCUUUUCUACGUUUUUAAAGAAAUGUGUAUAAAGGACAUCUCAUUACGCAACUUGGAGCGAGACGAUAAGGAAUCAGUCGUAAAAUUAUAGACCAAGUUCAAGGGGUGGGGGGUCCUCUCCCCUAACCCCUAAGGAAGGCCUCAUAUUCAGUUUAUGGUUUAUAAGCAGUUGGUCAUUUUACAGACAAGAAAUACCGUAUCGUAAAAGGUUGUAUCCUGGUCGCUCGUAUAAAAGGUCACCUUGCGAGAUAGAAGCACAGACGUUGGUGUACUUGUUGUAAGUCACAAUAGUAAUAAAGCGAACAUUUCGGCGUUAACCGUUGUUGCUUUUUUUCCCCUUUAGUGUCGCCCGAACAGCUAAGAAAAGUGUCGGGUAAGUAAUAAGAUUGCUGUUUAUUUCUAUUUCAAGUUCAAAGCUAUUUGAACGGUCUUGUUGGCAAAUGUUUUGAUCUAGAUUAGCGCAGUUAUUAAAGGGUAAGGGAUUGGGCUUGAUGAUAAGAACCGGAUAAGAAUGGUGGUCUUACUCACGGAAAUCAAUUAUUAUGGUCGAGUUAACCCAGUAUCCGUUGUGAGAUUUUAUUGACACUUGGUUCAAAUUUGCCUUAGAAGCUCCUCACCGCAGCCUCCUCGUUCCCCGAGAGCUGGAGAUCGCCAGACAACCUUGACCAAACCUUCGGAUCGUUAUCAAGAGUACAGGUCAGUUCAUCAGUCACUGUUGGAAUAGCGCUAACAGGGCGAGAAAUGUCGUUUUUCGAAUGUAACCUCAUCUUUGUAGAGCAUGCAAAUGCUAGUAUGUAAUGACAGAUACUGACUGUUGAUUCAUAACUAGUGAAAUGUCCACGCGUGUCCACUGUAACGAAGAGCUCCAAUCUUGGACAGAAUAAUGUGGAACAGCAAAUCCCAUCCUCCCGAAAUACAAGUAUGAAGCCGAGCGAAUGGCGGGGGAGUGGGGGGGGGUCUAUUUUGUCCAAGAUUGUAGCGUAGGUGUAGCCGUACCUUAUAGGAAACAGAACACGGUGAACUCAUGGACGAAAACUAUGGUCUGCUUGUUUUGUUGAUUUUUUGGCUUUGUGCUAAUCCAAACAUUUUCGGCCUUGAGAUGAAAAAAAACUUUUGCGUUUUACUGUGGCUGUAUAGUAGGCCGCAACCUGGUUGGUUGUAAUUUGCGUUAAUCCGUCAGAAGCGCCGAAACUCUUUAAAUCUUUAUACGUACUCACACAAAUAUUAAACUGAUCGCGGUUAUUUUGUCAUUUGCUGCUUCACAGGAGACCUGUGGGGAGAGCGCGGAAUAGUCAGGCUCCUUUCAGGAGAGCAGGGUAAGUAAGAAUUUGUUUCUUUCUGAUUGGAACAUCAACUCAUCAACCCCGGACCUAACCCGCGAAACUACUUGUUCAUAAGUUGGAUAUUGCUCCCCACCGGGAUCCACCGGAUAAAUAGAGCGCUUUUCAAUUGAGUGUCGAAAACCAAAACCAAAGUAAUCACAACGGCCAAUCAGAGGGAGCCAAUGGCAACUCAAAGUAAACGCGUGUAACCGGCCUGUAGCGCGGGAAAACGCGAGUGACCAAGGAGCGAUUGGUUUUAGUUUACGUCUGAUUGGCUGAGAGGGUGGCGCGAGUUUUCUAGACCAAUCAAACAGCACAGUAAAGCAAAACCAAUUCAAUCCUGGAUUACUUUCAACACUCAAUUGAAAAUUGCUCUAUCUAUCCAGUGGAUAACAAUCAAAUACUUAACCGCCGCGCUUGAUUGUUUGAACACUGGCUGAAGCUCGGUUACUUUUCUUCCUUUUUUGUGUUGCCCUUUCCUUCUUUGUUUGUAGUUUUUACCAACUCUUGUUUACUGCGUGAAAGAUUGUGUCCUUGAUUAUGGCGCGAAAAACAGCGUUCGGGACAUGUAUGUUACGCGGUAUUUCUUGUUUUACUUACGGAGGAAGAAGGUAUUCACAAAUAAGUUUGUUUUCCUCGUAACUCGCCGCAUGCUGCGCAUCUUUUACGCGCGAAAUUUCAGAGCCACUCUGAAUCAGAAACUGUCACUUUCUUUCAACUUCCCGUAGUUCCAUGGUGAAUAUAUCUGGGGAAGACGCAUUCAGGCGCGUAGUUUUAUGUUUUUCGCAGUAGAAGGCCAAAUUUCACGGAAGAGAUUUAUUGUUACCCUAUUAAACUGGCGUGUAUUGAGGAUAUCCCUUUCUCAAUAAAAGCUUGAUUGUAUAUCUAAAAGUUUGCAGAACUAUCAGCAUGACUGAGUAUUACAAAAUGAUAUCCAAGCAAAAUAAAGUCGCACAGACAUAGUUCUAAUGACACUUACGGUUGUAAUAUUACAAUUCUGUACAUUAAAUCAUUAAUUUAAUCACUGAGUUACAAAUUGUCAGCCGGUCGAGCUAAGGUUUGCUUUAGUCAGUUGAAAAAAAAGAUGAGAAAAAGAGUACUGCUUUGCUAUUAUUUGCGCAAGUUUUGUCGACUUAAGACAAGCAAAGCUAUGCAAACUCUUUUUAAUUUUUGACACGAUUUUUUCUUCUUCAGGUUUUUAUAAACAUUCCUCACUAAUGGAUUCAUUGCUUUUGUAAUGGGAUGCUAUAUUUAAUCCCACAAGAGAUGAAAAUAGUGCUUAAUCUUUUGAAUCGUUUAAUUGAAUCAGUUAUGGUUUUUUUGCUAAUACGCAUCCAUUUCCUCUGUUACAUGCUAAUGGUGUCAGUGUUAUUGUGUUUGUUACCAUUGUCGCGAAGCAACGACUCGGACAUCCAUUUGUAUUCAUCCAUUUCUGAUUAAUUUGAUGUUUAAAUCAAGAUGCUCACAAUUUUCAAUACCGAUCGGAUAUUAUUCAUUACAAACAGAAAUUUCUGGAAAGCUAAUUGCCGAAACCACUUAAUGUGCUUUUUGGUUAAUUAUUUUCUUCGAGAAAACUGAGAAGUGAGUGUCCAUAUUGUAAUCCGACAAACCGGAACUCUCAGAAUGCAAAAUACCAUGGCCAACUAGAAUUAUUCAUCAAGCUAAUCAAGAUAGGAAAGCAAAACGAAAUAGUAAAACUCAAUUUAUUCACUGAAGCAAAACAAAUGUAGAAGAAGUGUGAACAAAUUGCAUUUUUUAUGGUGAGUAUACCCAUGUUUUGACUUCUUCCUAACCUUUUUUAUUAACUUGUGGUCGGAGGCAAUUUUUUCUUUGUAUAACUCCUCGGGCCAUACAACUUAAACGCUAAGAGUUGGUUUUGUUUCUGUUCAAUUUGAAUUACAGGGCUGGUGGGAAAAUGGCGUCGAGCGAUUCCCGUUCGGCGAAUACUCGGCGUGAUCAGGUAUAUUUAUUUCAUUAUUAUUUUUCUCAAAAUCUUAGUGGAUUUUGGGCAAUUUUUCUCUUCUUUUUGCGCAGUUAUACUCUUUGCUUAUUUAGGCCUUCAGUUUGGGCCCUUGGCGAGCUGGUGAAUAUUCGGCGAAAUGCUUAAAUGCCGCGUUGUUUAUCACCUGAGAUGCAUCAAAUCGCAAAAUGAAAUUGGUAAAAGCCUUUUUUCAAUCAAGCUAUUUCUUUGCUCAAUUUCUUUUUUUCAAUUUUUGUUCAUUAUUUCUUGUACAUGGUUUCUAUCGUUCUAUCUUCAAUGUGUAUCUUUCUUCCUUAACUCCCUGGUCUUCUUCCUUAUUUUAAUUUGAAUUGGUAAUCCCGAGAAUGUUGUUGGAAUUCACUGCCUGUUAGCUUUUGUAGCCAAGCUUUAAAUAAUUUCAGUUCAAAAUGGUGUUAACAAUAUGUUUCGCGUCACAAAAACAACUUGGAAGUGUUUUAUAUUGUUUUGCCAACUAGCCUUUUUAUUUUGCUUAUUUUGACUUGUUAUACAUAAUUAAUGUUACUUUUGUAAUGUUUGUAGCCACGCGCGUAAAUUGCCGCUCAUUUGCAUCUCUACAGGCGUUGGAAGAGCUUCGCCGUGAAUCUGCUGAAAAACAAGCGACUUUGCAGGAAGAAAUAAACAGACUUAAGCGUGAAAAGGAAGAGGUUAGUAACACUGAAGAAAUUCUCAUUUCCGAUUAUGCUGGAAAUGAACUGAAUUUUUCCGUUAUUUUGGUUACUUUUCAGUAUGAACAGAAAAUUCAACAGCAUCGAGAGGAGCUGCAACUGGCUGAGAAGUCCCGGGACGAGCAACAAAAGGAAGCUAAGGUUAGAAUGUAGUCCUUUUUUCUUUCUUUGAGACACUACAGUAGAAAAUGUGAGAUUUCUGACGGUGUCCUCCAUUUUCUCGUUCUCAGGAGAUUGAGGAAAAAUUGUCUCACGAAGUCUUAAGCUUAAAAAUGGAAUUGUCAAAGGUGAGACAGACUGCGACUGUUAUUCUGUGGAGUAAGAGUCUCAGAAAGCUAUAUUUUCAAAAGAAAUGUGAUUUUAAAGCCGUCUUCAUUGUGUAACUGCAUUUGCAUUGCAUUGCUAAACCAUAUGAUUGGCUCAAUAAUUGCGGGCGACGUUUUAAAGCAGUCCACAGUAAAAACCAUUCCCCGGCGCUAUCCCCCCCCCCCAGACACCCGUUCCACACAUUAAUUUUUUUUUUUUUCGAUUCUGACUGGCCCUGAGUGGAUUGUCUAGUAAACAAUGUUCGAUGUGUUUGUGUAACUCUCUGUUCGUUUGUUUUCAGCAAUGCGACAAACUUCAAGAUAACUUCAAUGUGGUGUUGUCUCUCCAGGAGCAGUUGGCUCGUAUGCAGCAGGUGGGCUGGACAUUGUUAAAAUAUUUCUUUUUUCCACUGAUAUCCUUGAGCAUGAUCGAUUAACCGUAUUCCGGAAUAAGAAUCAGGGGAAUAAACUCUUGACUGAAAUGGUACAAGGUUAGUACAAGAGAUUUGCAAGAAAACCUUUCCGUAUUCUUAUUCCGGAAUGCGAUCAAUGGAACGCACUCCUUCUUACAGGCAUACCCGUAGUGUAACGCCCUCAGCCACCGGGCUCCGUCUGUGUCUCGGUAUGCUCCCUUAUUUUCGCCUGUCUUUUCCCCUCACGCAGCUAUUAAAAAUUCCGAACCAAAUUUGUCUUUCGCAAAAGUCUGUGUUUACAAGCUCACUGCCUUGAAUCGAACGCGAUCCCCUGCGCAUACUACAUGAUAUUAUUGGUUACAUUAGCAUAUUUGUAUUUUAUUCUUGGAAAAUAACUUUUCCAUAGUUAUUUUCUGCGAUUCCAAAAUCGUUAAAAUCUAUUUUUGUGGAUUAACGUUUAUGGUUUGUGUGCGUAACACAGGAAACGUUAGAAAUAACCACAGGUAACCCAAGGUCGAAAUAUGACCAUCGACACUGCUGCGUAACGUUCAAAAUAUAAGGAUUUUAUGGGAGAAAAACAAUUGUUCGAGAAAAACCUCUGGUACCCAGGGUAAUUUAUGGCCGUUUAAUGGGUCAGGACAUUGGAACUGGUCUACUCUCUCUGUUAGCCGAGUUUUAUGCAUACUCAACUUUUUCCUAGUAACCGACCCAGCCUCUUUCUCGGUCUGUAGAAGUCACUUCCGGUAAAAAUGCAAAACUUUGACAAAGCGUAGAAUUUAAAUUUGCAAGAAUAUUGAGAUAAAACGUUACUUUUUCAAUAUUAGGUGGUAUAAUCUAUAAACGGGCUGAAAAAAACUUGAUUUCUGAAACAUGAAUUUUUGCCUGUGCAAAUACCUUAAGUCUUUUGCAUUCGUGGGCUGCAGAAACAAUUGUUUUUUCUCUCAUACAAUUCCUUAUAUUUUGAACGUUACGCAACAGUGCUGAUGGUCAUAUUUCGACCUUGGGUCAUCUGUGAAAUACCUGACAAAAAAUAUAUAUUUUAUUUCAGCCUUCCCGAGCGGGCUGAAAUGUAACAAAUCCUGUAUUUCAAUUGGCUUUGCGCGGCGCUUUGGAGGCCAAUACACUCUUUUUUUUUAUAAGGAUGUUGUUUUUCCGGCCGAGGUUGAAUUUUCUUAUUUUUCUGCCGAUUUUAGGCUGAAAAUAUUCUUGUAUUAUUCUUUGAAAAAAGAAAAAAAUAUCAUGAUGCUCUUUACGGUAUUGUUCAUUUCUUUUGAGCUGUCUUGGUACGGUACAAAUGUACUUCAUGUAUCGUCCAUCGAACUGUUAUUAGCAUUAAACAUUUGGCUAUAGCUAGCCUGUCUCCUCUACCCCCUUGCGAUGGCGGUCAAUAAAUCCCCCAUAGCCUGUGUACAGACGGGUCUGUACACAGACUAAUCCCCCACAGUUUUUAUCUUUUAUUACGCGCGCUCGACGGAUUUCGAAGGGAAAAUAGAGGGUCUGUGAACAGGCUAGGGUAUAGCUAGUGCGGGUUUUUUCAAUUCGUUUGCUAGUUUUGACGUUUAUGGAAAGGAACAAUUUUAUACGGUUCAGUUAAUAACGUAUAAUUCUACACAUGUUUUUUUGACAAAACGAAAAGACAACCCUAACCCUAACCCUUUUGUGAAAUUGAUUUUUAGCGACGUUUUUUUUCUUUUUAUCUUUUUUUAAAGGAACAAUUGAGGCAACAGGCGAAGGAAAAGGUAAGCUGAUGGUUUUUUUAUAUAUAAUUUUGUUUUAUCUACAAAGUAGCCUAUAAAUCUACCAAGUGGAUUAAACGGACCGAGCAGUUCUCCGCUGAGUCUAUACGACGCAGACUAUAUUCGUGUUCAAUUCCGCCGAACGGGAAUUGUGGGAGGAGACGCAGAGUGAAUUUUUGGAAAACACAGGCUUGCCAUUCUCUGGUAAUCUGUAAUCUGUAUUUCUGUAUUUCUCUAUUUUCUGAGUAGAUCAAAGUUCAGGUGUCAAAUCGAUUUUUCGAGCUUUAAAUCGACAAACCAUACCGAAACCGUGAAGAAGUUUAAUCCACCGUGCGCCUGUUUAAGGACGUUUUUUCUCUGAGCUUAUGUGUUCAAAACCCCUGAAAACCGGAAUAUGGCAUUUUAACGAAGCUAUUGUUACAUCCCAAGCGGCCAUUUGUAAUGAAAAAAAUAGUUGCUGUUCGCACCAUCGAAGUCGGUAAGACUGAGAAGAAAGGAACUAUCAGCUCUUAGCGUCUCGCCUCGCUAGUAUCUUAACCUCAAAGAAAAGUUAAGGAAAAAAUAUUGGCAUUUAAUAACGAUCGGUAAUUUUCGGUAGAGUGGGCAAGUAAACCCAGGGUAAAUGGAACUGAAACCACCAACAUGGUAGAGUCCCCGAUAAUUUUGUUGGGGAUCCGACAUGUGCCGGGAUGCGGAAUUUUAAAGUAAAGUCGGGGCGUGAUUCGGGAUUGAAAGUCAGUGCAUGGGAUGCAGAAUGCUGUGAAUAAUUACGAGAUUAUGGGAUUGAGCGAAAAUUUGCCAUGGGAUAUCCUGGGUGACAGAGACUUUUCAUGCGCCGUUUCCGGUUUCGGUCAAGUCUUUAUGGUAACCCGCUUCGCCGCUCGAGCCGAAGAUUUUUUCGGCCUGCGAAUGACACCGAGGCAUCCCUUAACACGCAAGAUAGCCUGCGUAGCAAGCGUUUCCGCUCGAGUUAUUGCACAAAAGUUCGAGCGAGCGGGUGGUUUCGGGAUGACGGGAUUGAAGGGUCAAUUAAAACAUUAUGUAACUCUCAUAAUCCUGCCAUGUUCAUUCUGUAUCUCUUUACCUGAUUAUUUUGCAGCGUCAGAACUCUGCAAGGCAGACUAGUGCAGCCAAAAGUUCCGUGUGUAGUGUGAUGUAAACCCAACUGACUACCACAUGUACGCCGGCACCGUGUGUUGCACCUCAAGACCACAGCAUUUUUCAACGCGAUCACCUGCCUUCCAUUUUGAGAGUUUUUUUAUACGUGUCUUGUAAUCAACGAGAAAUCUUUAAAGCCGUCCUUAUAUAAUAUUAAACUACAUUUUUGUUCUCAGAAGGAGGGCAAUAUGUUGUCUCUGUUGUUAACUUGAGACACAAGAUGUGGUUGCACGAUUAACUGACCCAGUAGAGAACUCGGUUAAACUUGAGCCAAUCAUGUGAGGGUCUUACUGAGAUAUUGUCGGAAAUAUGAAUUGACUCUUGCCACCGUUAAUGGCAAGUUUCCGACGUCACGUUUGCCGAAUUGCAUCGUGCCGACCAGAAAAGUAAUAUAUAUAUGCAACAAAAAUAUUCAAUAAUAAUAUUGUAAAAAAGUUCCUCUUUGGAAUUAAAAUUUAAAUGAACUGAAUUUUCAUAUGCAAGCUGUGUCAAGAAACGGUUGCAAAAUCAGAGUAAUAAUAAGGUGUUGAGACAUUUCUAUACAUUUUGAAAGUGAAUUUCAUGUAUGUACUUGGUGUUGUAGAAAUUAUUUAUUUGCCUUUAUUUUUAUUUUUCAUGUUUGUUUUUCGUCUUUUAUAUAAGUACUGGAUAACCUCGUAAAUGUGCAAUAGCCGCUUUUUAAAACGUAUUACGGUAUUGUUUCACUGCAGGCCAGUGCAGGUAGAUGCUCUUUUUCUUCAUUUCUCGUGAAAGUUCCAGUCCCAAACGUUACGAAAAUAUGUUUGAAGAAAACACUUUUAUAUAUUGUAGAAUGUUCGAUGCUAUGCAUGAAAAAUAUAUCUUUCUCACUUCCUCUCAUCGUCUUUUAUGACAAGUGUACGUCUGCUAGUUAAAUUUUGUACUAAAUCCUUAUAAAUGUAGCGUAUUUUUGUAUGUACUUCCUAGAACUGCUUGUAUGUAAUAAACAGCGCCAUAAUUUAAUAGGAGCCAGGUUGUCGUUGUUUUUCUGUUACGGUAUGUAUUAAACUGUAGCCUGCGCACGUAGCUGUAGCCGCGUGGGAGGCUAGCGUAGCCGCUGGCAGUUUUGAUUGUCGAGCGCGCAAAUGAGCGGCAAAGCCAAAAGUGGGGCUUCAAGGUUCAUUUUCUCAGCUUCGCCACUCAUUGGCCCUCUCGCCAGGCAAACAAACCGCCAGCUACUCAGGCAAAGUUAAUUGUUGUUCUGAAGUCACGAUGAAUUUUACGGCAAUCGGCCGUUUACAUUAUGUUUUCGUUCUAAAAUGAAACAUUCAACAACAGCUUAAUUUAGAAAGUCUUUUUUAUGACAAGCUUAGAGCUCAAGAUUUUUCCUGAGCUCGAAUCGCGAGCGGGAGAUUUUUAUAUCUUUUCUGGGACAAAAGCGAGCGAGACGUCUAAACCCACAUUAUAAGGAAAUAAAUUUUCAGAAUACUUCUUUUGGAAAACUGAUAGUCAGCGCUGUAUCAAGGACAUGGCCUAAAGAUUUUGAGAUUCCUGCAGUAUUUUACCUUUUCCGAUAGACAAUUUCGAUAUAUUAAAAUUCAGACUUGGCAGCGAUGUGGGGGAAUAAUAAAAAAGAAGUCAUCUUGAGACUCAGCAAUGAAUAAUAAAUUUCUUUAAUUUUCUUUUCUUCCCCUAAGCCUCGGUGCCAAGUCUAUAUUUUAAUAUAUCGAAAUUGGUCUAUCCUAGGGGUACCAGCUUUCUGACUGCUGCAAGCUAUAAUCAAUCUUAGCCAUAGUGGCAAUGUAAUCCUUAAAAUUGGGCGCAUUAAUUCUAUGAUAGCCAGAUGCAUUUCCCUGCCACCCGAGCUCUGGCAGGACACCCAAAAAAUUAAGUUUUCUCGGGGAGCAUGCCCCCGGACCCCCAAACAUAUUAACCCUGGCUUGAAGAGCCCCGCCUGGUCCGGCACUCUCAAACUUGCUCCGUCCUGGAUGUUGCCUCUUCGAUAAAUAAAUAUAUGAUGAGAAAAGAGAGACGAAAAAAUAACUGUAAUAAAUUUCUAUGAAGAUAACAUCCUUUUUUCCUUUAAAAACAAAGGUUGUUUACUAUAAUUUGUUUUCUGUGAGUAUUAAUAUAACGAUAUAUUUUUCACCAAUGAAUAAAUGCUCGCAGAAUUUCAGUUUGGUAUCACAGUCUAACCUCCACUAACAGCCACCUCUCCACAAUGGCUACUUUUUUGUCCAGUCUAUACAUUGUCAUAGGCUCCUGCUCUUGUUUAAACCUCUCUACAAUAGAAACGGCCACUGAAGCGUGUCCCAGACUGCCAAAAUAACCCCUCGACAACGGCCGGUUUUUACAGCGAUUGAUGCCGAUAGUGAUAAAAUUUGAUCCCGGCGUAUGGCGUGUUGAUGAUUAAUCGAGGCAAUCGUAUUUUAAUUGUGUUCCAUUUAUACUGCUGCAAAAAACAUAGAUUGUCUACGAUACAUUAUUUAUGACUCAAUUACCGUAUGGCACGAAAUUUUUGCAGUUUAUUUUUACGGAUUGGCGAUUUUUUGUGUUUUGCGGGAACUAAUUUUUCCGAUUAGGAGAGACUGGUUUUUCUUGCUGGGAAUUAAUUUUUGCGAUUUUCAGGAAGUACCCAGUACCCAGUAUUGACAAUAUUUUCGUUUUCAUUGAGUGCGUGUUAUAGAAAUACAUAUUUUCAAACAAUACUACGGUAUGCGUCAGUAUUUCAUUUUAUAGCGCUUUGUUUCUGAACGAAAAAGACAAGUUGUAAUUGAACAGACACAGUUUCUUAGAACAAAAGAAGCAUGGCUGAUUUUAAAGUCAGGAAUAUAUAUCCCAUAUAUUUUUUACCAAUAUUUCGGAAGGCACGGCCUUCCUUCUUCAGGGUCUUCCAUGAUCUUACAUAUAAUGAAAAGGUUUAAGCUAAGACUUUACAAUUUGAAAUAUUUCAAAUCGUAAUGUCUUAGCUUGAACUGGCUUUUCAUUAUAUGUAAGACCCUGAGGAAGGAAGGCCCUGCCUUCCGAAAUGUUGAUAAAAAAUAUAUCGAAUAUAUAUUCCUGACUGUAAUCAGCCAUGCGUCUUUUGUUUUAUAUUUUUGGUCCUUCUUUUUUGUAAGCUUGUCCUUGCUUCAAAAAUACAAUUUCUUAGUACUGUAUUUUUGUGUAGUGAAUUUAAGUUAGAAAAUAUUUACUCUUGCAGUAAAUUUUUGCGGGAAAAUUUUUUGCCGUAAUUUUUAUUUGCGGGAACUUAUUUUUGCGUAUCGCUGAAAAAAAAAAGCAGAAAUCACAAAAAUCAGAACCCACAAAAAUUUCGUGCCACACGGUACCAUAUUUAAGGAUACAGUAAGCAUGAACUUAGCACAAUAAAAAGGUCGUACUCCUUAAAAAAAAUUGUCAUAUUACACCCCUACCUCCCCAUAACGGCCACCCCACCUGAGAGGUUCGACUCCAACCCCCGGCCGAUAGGACUGGGAACGAUAGCCCUAUGUCACUCCUCCCAGUCAGCCCCAUCAAUUAACGGUCCAGGAUGUACCUAGACGCUUCAUUUGCAAAACAUGUCGGCGCGACUUUGUUGUUGUUGGACCAUGGAGGGCUUCUCAUGACGAUUAUCUUUGAAUGAAAUACGGAAACCUUUGUCGCCGAUGAGUUAGAAAUCAAGCGUUGGAUAUUUUGUUUACGUUUGUUGCGUGUUGUCUCGUGCAUCUUUGGUAAAGUGUCUUUUUCAUGUCGGUGAAGUUGUAGCCAUCAUUCCUUUGUCGGUGUUUCUUUCGGAAAGUGUAGGUGUUUUAUUGAACAAUUUGUCGGCCCUCUUCCAGCUUGUCGGCAAUAUAAUCUUACGAUGUUCUUCUUUGAGAGUGCCGCCAUACUUUAAUCGCUGUUGAAGUGCUUUGGAAACCAUAUCUUUCGAAUGCGCGCAUCUCGGAGAACGGUGUACGGUUCUGAUCAAGCCAGUGAUUUAUCAUAGAAAAAGCAACCAAGUCAGUGUGCUAUGGAAGUCGACGAAAUAGGUAAGCACUAUUCUAACUGAUAAGCUUUGGGAGUUAAGAUACUAACUGUGGUGUUUUGGUUUUUGGAAAUUUGCUCGUGUUGCUAACACUCUCUUCAUGUCUUAUAGUCGCUUUGUACGUGUUUUGAGCUGAAAUGGACUAGAUAUGAGUACUAGAGACAUACAGUGUAGCAUGAUACUUUGAUGAUUUCAGCAAAGUAAAUCACGCACAUUUUUUCUGUGAAUGCGCUAAACAGAUGGUUUUCUAAUUUCUUUAUUUGAAGUCCUCUUUACCUACUCGUUGGAUUUCUCUAAUGAGCAUCAUUUCAAAUCUCCAACUUAAGAUGCAUACCUUUUUCGACGAUGCCAUGAGCAGUUUGUCUGAGUUUGUCAAAUGCGAAAGUUUUGUUGUCAGCGUUCUUUUUAUCUGGUCGAACGCAUUUUGUUUUCAUCGAGUAGUGUUUUUGGUAUUCAAAACAAGUUGAAACAGUAGACGGGUUCAUUAAAAGCGGCAAGAAUAAUUUUAUUCCUUUGCAUUUGUCUAUCCAGUCUUUGAUUGUUUCUUUUACAUGGAUUAGCAUUCCAAUGUACCUUUUGCGAUCAGUUUAAAAAAAGGUUUCUGUUUUAUUAGGCUUUGCUUGUAUCGAGAAAUCUACCACAUCAAAUGACAACUUUAUACUUCUUUGGUGCAGAAGUGUAAAGAGUUAUGAUAACAGCUUUUAAAAAUAUUAUAUACAUGUAUAAUGCUUGAGUUUUAGAUUCGUGGUUCCCGCUUUAGAGUCAUCUGAUUGGUUGAAAUAUGGGUGUUGAAGUAAAAAUUAUUUCCUUAUGACCUUAAAAAAAAAAUGCUGUUUGCUAGACUGAAAUGCCUUUAAGUUCUCUCCUAACAGCAAUGUUAAGUAUUCCUGGUGGAAAGCAAAUAAUACUUGACUUUGAAGUAACACUCAAGCAGUAAUGAUAACUUUCAACUAUCACCAACCCCAAGCAUUAAUUUAUGAAAAGGCUUGUUAGUUGUCACAUGUUCCAUGGUCAGAUCAUUCCAAGCCACAUUGUUCCAUUUUAUAGUCAUAUCGUUUCACAGUUUCAGUGUAAAACUCAAUGUGGAGCACGCUUGUUUUGGGUUCUUAGCUCAAAGAAUGAGGUAUACACCCUUGUUUCUGCUUGUGGCUUUAAGGCUCGUGAAAGGUUCUGACUAUAUUGUUGAAUGAUAAAUUGGAAGGAUCUGGCUUGGAUGGUCUGACCAUAGAAUGAAGUGAUGGGAUACCAUGUACGCUACGUCUAUUUGACUGCCUGUUCACUUACUGCUGCAUACAAACACCAGAAUUAACAUUUCUGGAGUUAAAUGAAUAAUACCAAUGUAUUAAUCAGACAUUAUUUAAUUCUUGCUUAGAUGAUAUUUUUGAUAGAAAUAUUGACCAGCUCGAUGUUAGAGAAACUCCAAGGUAAGUAGAUGUGGUUUCUAAUUGUGAUUACGAUAAAUGUAUAGUUAUCUACAUGACCUGUAGUCUGCAAAUAAAAGCUCUUUACAAGUAUUAAAAAAACUGUCUUUCAUCAGUUUAUAGCAGUAUUUAUUUACCGUACUGAUAGUCUGUAAGUUCUAAGAUCAAUGUCCUUUAGCUGUCAGCUCCAUUGAAACAAUUCUUUUGUUUUUAUUUCUUUAAGAAUGAUAAUGUAACACAGUUUUUCAUUAUUUAAAAUCAAGUAGCAUCAGUGACAGCAGCUUGACCUUUUUUCAUUUUUAAAGAUGAAAAUACUUUUUCACUUUAAGUUCAGCCAAAAAUCUCAAACCAGUUCUUUCUUCCUUUUUAUCUUUCUUGAUAACUUUUUUUUACUCUCUUGACCUUUGUGUUUGAUUGAGCAGUUAUGUUACUUGCUUAUAUCAAAACAUGUACCAUAUUUUCCUGAUUUAAUGCCAAUUGCUGAGUAAAGACGUGGCCUCAGAGUAAAAGUUGUAUAUAAGCCCCUCAGUUUUUUUGAUACAAUGAAUAAGACACAUACAUGGGCAUCAAAAACAGGCAUAAAAUCCUUUUCUUUAGAAAGAGCAGGCCCAAGUAAUCAAAGCUUAGGUUCAAAAGGCCGAGUUCAAAAUACCUGUAAACGCUGGGUGUGUGUCUCUCUUAGGGUCUGGUUGUGUGGAGAAAAGCUGUCCAUGGUAGAAGGGUCACCCACCUACCUGAGCUACCCUGGGUGACUCAACCUUUCAUACAUUGCCUUACAACACAAGCAGAACAGUUUACAUGAGAAGCAAAAAUGUUAGCACAGCUAGAAGGGUUGCCCACCUAGCUGUGUUACCCUUUUGUGGUGGUACUGGGUCACCCUCCUAGCCAGGCCAACUUUUCUCCACAUAAACCCUUUGGCUCACCUAGCCGAGUCAAAGGAUGUGCGAGCGCCGUUAGCUCAGGCAAUAAUUGCCCAAGCCAACAGUGCUUUUUCUCAUUUAAACCCCCUAUAAAGGUGCCUCAGCUGGGAGAGUGACCCUUCUAUCUGAGUCAACUUUUUGUAUGAAAGGGGUUCAAGACUUACAAUGUGCAUCAAUUGAAUGUUCGGGUGUGGAAGCCAGUUUCUUACAUGUAAAUGAGUACUGUUGCAGCUCAGGUUAACAGCACAACUAGAAAUGCCCAGUAACCGUUUAAGAAAAAUUGUUUUGCUUGCUGAAAUUAAAUAAAUUCAUGCGCAGCUUGACACUUGUGUUCUGUUUAGGUGGGAGCUGUCAGAAGAAGAGGAAUCUGUAGGAAGUGACGUGGAAACAUUAGUUAAUCAGCAUCAAUCUGCAGUAAGUUAAAAGAGGUCUCUCCGAUCCUUAGACAAGCAGGGCUGGUUGCUUCUUCAGUUUUAAAUUUAGUGUUAAAAUCAAGGCCGUGCUCUAAGAAUAAUUAAAGAGAGCCCAGUACUCUAAGCCUGUGAAAAACGAGCAUACCCCGUGCUUGUUAUUUUUUGAAAUGAAAAACUGUGAUUUUGUAAUCGCUCAAGAGCAAAACAAGGUACCAGGUGCCACUGGAGCACAGCCCUGAAGGUUCGGGUUUUUUGGUUACUUGCUUAACUCUUAUCGUUCCUUCUGGUUCAUUUGCAUUAUUUAUCUGUGCUAUGCCUGGUCAGCAUGUUUUGUUUUACCGCAGAAGCAUAAUACAGUCUAAAUCUUGGCACUUCACAUGCUGGGCCGAGUUGUUUGAAGGCUGAUUAAGGCUUAACCCGGGGUUAAAUUUAACCCGGUUUUCUUUUUCUUGUGUUCUAGAACAUUUUCUCAGAUAAUUUUCUCUGUUUGGGUUUCUGUCAUAAUAUACACUGUAGGUAGAAAUAUGUAACUUGUAGCCCAUAGUUUACAUGUACCUUUUCAUGUGGCAGACCUUGCUUGAGCAUGCAAAUUACCUCUCUCUCUGCGAGAUCACAGUUGUUUGUUGUACAUGAAUAAUUUAUAUGCAGUGUUUUUGGUAGCUUUUGAAGAAGAUAUCAGAGCUAGCCAACUAGAGUGCAAGAGAACGUAGUACUGGCAGCUGCUUUUUUUAUGAAACCACUGAUAAUGACUUUUAACUAGAGCAAGUGUUAGAACCAACAGUUUUGUAAUCUAUGUUUUAGAAGAAAAUGGCAAAUGGCCAGUUACCAAGACAGAAAAUGUCUCCAAGGACUGUUCCCACAUCAGCUCCUCCUACAGCUAGUCUAGGCCAGACUCUGGCCAUGAAACAAAGUAGCCCCAUGUUACAUCCCAGUGUUGCACCAACCCAAAGCCCUGUCAUGAAAAGAAGCACUGACAGUCCUGUUCCUAAAGUAAAUGUGCCUUGUUUGCCACGAAAUACAAGCUCAGGGGGAAGCAUAAAGAGUAGUCCAUCACCAAAGUUGUAUAGACAUCCUUUGGACAAGGAGAAGAUUGAUGCAUUGGUUAAGUCUGCAUACAAAGAGACAAGUGAUUCUGUAAAGGUAAUGCUGGCAUGACUCUAAUAUGUCCAGUCAAACUCAGAAAACCAUGAACAACUUGAACAUUUCAGUAAUUAUGUCAGGGUGAAAAGAAAGUCAGUUUUACCACUUGCUCUUGGGUUAAGCUGUAGCUAGAAUGUACUAGCCCAAGAGUCAUUUUGACUAGCCCAAAAAGAAUUCUUGAUGAACAGGACUAAUGAUAAUUGAUCAAAGUUUAUUGAUAAAUUGCACCACACAUUCACCUGAAGUGUAAUGCAAUACUUGUUUUUACAAAAUUAAUGAUCAACUUGAAAAAUAAGGAUUUUUCAAUUUGUCUUUUAAGACAAAGUACAUGUUUUUCUCAUGCAAUUUUUUUAAUUCCCAAAAAGACUGAGUCUGAGCACGCAAAAUCCACUGGCCUAUUGGACAAGACUUUCUUUGCAUGCUGCAUGAUGAAUAUUGUAUUUUGACCAAUCACAAUUAUGAUCAGAAAAAAUGAGCAAGCCACAAAAGUUCAAACUAACAUUAUCGUUAUUGCUUGUGGUUUAGUUUUCUCACACCUGAUUGGCAUUUCCUUGCAGUGCAAUAACAUUUGGGAAAUCUUUCUGGUAUAAACAGUUUUUUGAGUUUCAGUGUCAUAGUUUAGGAUUUCAAAUAGUCAGUUAUUGUUCCCUUUAUAAUCAGAUAUUUUUUAAAGGAGAACAAUCCACAGUGAUGAUUACAGGACAAGUUGGUCACGCUUUGUGAAUUUUCUUAAAUGAAAUCACAGAGCAUGACAUUGAUAAUAUUUGCAUUGUCAUUUUGGAAGAAAUGUAUUGACUUCGUACAAUGUGACAUAAGCACAGAAGGGCUAACUCUGUGCUGCAAAUUGAAAAGAUGCUCUGUUAACCUUUGUCAGUUUUUAAAUUUCAUGGUUUUGUUCCAUUCAAACUAGGAUUUUGGUGCCAGUGAAAGGGGGCAAAACCCAGUUCAGUUAGGAAAAGGCAAGUCAUUGUCUAACAGGGAAACUCCUGAUGUUCAUGUGUGGGAUGAAGAUGAUGUUGACUCACUAAAGGUACGGUACAGUGACAGUAAUACAGUACAUGUAGCUCUGUUAUCAAAGCUGCUGGUCAUAAGAUAAACAAAGUCAGUGUGUGUUUAUAGAUUUAAUUCUCUUCGAGCAAUAAUGAAUAAUAUUGCUACGAACAAUACAGAGUAGUUUCUAGUUCACCGAUACAUGAAGUAAUGGCUGACAGUUUUCUUCAUGUCUACAUGCACCAAACCUUUAUGUAUGACCCUUAUUUUUUCAGCAAAUUUUAAGUUAGAGACAAAGUUUAUGACAGAGUACAUGUACAUUGUUGUUUGUAGUAUCUUAUACUGAAUGGAUUUGUUCUUGCUGCAUGACUAAAUCUUGAAUGAUUUUUUCAGGAUUUUACAGGUAAUGAUCGUAAGAAGGAAGAAAAAUAUAUGGAAAGAACUGAUGAAGUGAUCUAUCAACGAGCUGCCGAGGAACACAUACGAAGACCUCCUUUGUGGCACGAUGAAGAAGUUGAUUCAGUCAGAGUAAGAACUGGUUUUCCUGGAUUUUUCUAAGGUUUAAUUUAAAUUUUGAUGGGAUUAAGAUUUUUAUCCUUUCUCUUUGGUAUACUUGUGUAUAUAAUUUUAUUAAAGCUCAGAGAAUUGUUUAAAUGCACUAACUUAGCAUAAAUGUGGUACAGUGAUUAUCUAGUACAGCUGUACGGUUGGUAGUCUAUUCGUUGCACUUGUGAAGUGCCUUGUUGUUAUUGAUUUGGAUCCCAACACUGUUUUGAGGGUACCCAUGUUAGAGAGUAGAGAUAAUUUAACUGACAAUGGAGACCUUAAGAUGGCCAAGGUUUGGCCAUCUCUAGUGGUAACUUAUGAGUGGAUUGUUUGUUAUCAUUCAUUUGGUGACUUCUAUUUUAGCUGAUAAAUUGUCUUCAAAAUGACGUUCAGAUGAAAAAGAAUUCCAUAUAAUAUGAUCAAAAAGCAAAAUAAAUUAUUCUAAAUAAAUUGUUGUAUAUCCUCCAAACCAUGUUAUUUUGAAGUUUUUGUGUGCAAAAAAAACCUUGCAGUAAAUCUUAUACUUUGUGCCAUGUAAACUUUCAGGAUUUCAGCCGAACCACUGGUAAACAAGAGCCUACUUCAGGCUUAGCAAGCCAGCAAUUAAGCAGACUUCCCUCUGAUGAGCAUCUCUGCCUUUCUCCACCCUGGAAUGAAGAAGAUGAUGGACCUGUUGGAGUGAGUUAUAUACUGUUAUUUACUAUACGACAUUGGCAUCUACAGUAUAAGUCAUUCCUUGUUCACUUGUGCGUACUCAUCUUGUUCUCAAUCAACUUGUAUUGAAAUUUGCCUUGAACAUUUAGAAGUUUUAAUUCACUUCAAUUUACUGGCAUCCAAGUAACAAUUAUAGUAAUAGUACUAAGCAUCAUGUAAUUAAAAACAUUUCCCCACUGCCAUACCAUAAAGUUUUAUUGGCUUGAUAAUUAUUGAAGGGUAAGAGUCUAUCUGACUAAUUUCAACCUAAUCAGAAUUAUUCACUAAAAAGUGAAAAUGUGAAAAUUUACCUUUCUUCAGUUAACAAUGUUUUUAACACCCAUGUGACAGAGCAUAAGAAGAAUACAUUAUUUGCAGUGAUGCUCUAAUUGUUUUUUUAUAUACGAAGUGUUCUUCCAUCCCCGGGGUUCCUCCACUUUAAUGAAGUUGUCAUUUUCAGGUUUGCAUGUCUUGGAAUUCUUGCUAUUUGUCUUACAUAUUGUUUGAUAAGUUUUGGCAGAUAUAAGAAUUGUUGAAAUUCUGGUACAUACACCUGCAUAAGACAUACCAUGCCUGAAAAACACCUAAGUUUUCUUUCAACUUUGUUCAGUAAGUUGGGGAGGGCAACAUUUGACUUACAGUAAGCAAGGUCAUUUUAAAGUGCAUAAUACUUUUUUUCUUUCCAUGUUUUGAUUCAAUUAUCAAAGAACUAUUUUUUCUCAGAAGACAUAGUUUCCUACUUCUGAAUUUUACUAGAUAGCUGCAUUACAGAAAACAAAAACAAACUUUGUAAUCUCUAACACCAAACACACAUUUGAUGAUGUCAGCAGCUCAGCCCAGUUGUUUUUCUGUUCUCGAAUACCCAUUAGGAAGCUUAAAAUAGUAAUAAGAACGAUGAUGGUGAAAACAUUUCUCAAAAAGUUAAUUCACUCUGCUUCAAAAUUCAACAUUAUGUGUUCCUUGUCCUUCAGCUUGUAAACUGUUGGUGAAUUUUGUCUUGAGUUGAUUUCUAAAGGACUGUGUGUAAGUUUUCCUGUGUUCAUGUCCUCCACAACAUCAAAGAAAGAAGUGUACAAAAAGCAAGAUGCACGUGCAAAGUUGUUGUUUUGCUUAUCUAAACGUAUUGCUUUUAUGACACUUUUAUGUCAUUAUCGUCGUUGCCUGAGCAUCCUUUUAACCACACUUGUGAUUGUGUUCAUUUACAUUUAGAGUUGUGCAUGUCAGUUAACUUAGAAUAGAAAAUUAAUGAAAGGAAAUUUCUGUUUUUUUUUCUUACCAGGAUUUUGUUCCAGUUACUGAACAGCCAGUAGCAAAAAAUUUCAGCAUCAAUAACAUGGUAAUGGAGGAAAGAAUGCGCCAAGCUGGUCAGCAGCCACCUCCCUGGCAUGAACAAGAUGAAGUGGAUUCCACAAGAGUGAGUAAAACAUCUUUUUGUGCUGUUGGGAAAAAUGACCAGUACCUCUCUUCAGUUAUUGGAGUCAUACAGAAAUCUUCAAACUUCUUUUGGUUUUUAACCCUUAUUUUAUACUGUGAUUUGAAGCAUAUUGUUCCAGAAAAUAAUAGUUUAUGAAGUCCCCAAAUGUACCAUAGGCAUGAGUUAAUACUGCUGUAAUGAAUAAAAGAAACAUGAACCGGUUUUCAAGAUUAUUUGCAGCUGUCAUGGCCAACCCAAUCCCUUUUAUACGUACAUCCGUUUAUCCAUACUUCAAGAUAAGAUUAAGCUUUUUCCUAACAGGCUUAUGGUGUGUAUGAUGUAAGUGAGAAAGUGGUAAGAGCAUUCAUCUCCCACCAAUUUGGCCUGGGUUCAAAUCCUGAUGUUGACAUCAAAUGUGGAUUGAGUUUGUUGUUGGUUCUCUCCCUUGCCUCUCUUCUCAAAAAACAACAAUGCAUUUCCAAUAAUUAUUCCAAUUCAAUCUGGAACACAGGGACACCUUUAAAAAAGGAAUUAUUAAGAACUCAUAAGUGUUUCGUGGGUAAACAAUAUUAUUACAGUUCAUAUAAUAUUGUGCAGCAUGUGUCCACUUCAUAAUAAUCCAUCAUUCCACUUUGAGUUGUUUUGGCUGUGUCGUGUGACAGUAUUUGACUGAGGGAAGAAGAAGUAGUCAGUUUGACUUCUGUAUCAGGAGUUGAAGAAACUGGGGGAUUCUACCAAGUUUUGGGUGUUAUCAGAGAUUAUGGAUAAUUCUGCAGCAAAGCUACAUUUACAAAUGUAAUUUGGUGCUCAAGUAAUGUAUUUGUGUAUUUAGGACUUUGCUGCACAGUAUCGUAAAACAAGAUCAAUGGAAAACUCCAGGCGACCAUCAGAGGAGAAUAUUUACUUGACACCACCUUGGAUGGAGGAUGAGCAGCAAUCUUGUGGGGUAAGUCCAUCGGUGUUAAAAAAUGAUAAACUAAAUAAUUCAUAAUGGAAAUAGUGAGUAUACACUCAUCUAUAGCAGUACUUAUGGUGCCUACAGUGAUUUUUUACAAGAACUGAGUUAUUUCUUGAGCACCACUGUAAACUGCUACUUAAAGGCCCUGGGCGUACAUGUCUUCGUAACAGGUUUUAGGAGGGCUUAUAAACAGAGGGGCUUAGGACGAGAUUAUAACCGGAAUAGAAAAAGUGCUUCGAAACAAGCUACAAAAAUAGAAUUGCUGAUCAAAAUAUGUUUUGUAUGCCCGUCGAACCUCGAUUAUCAGGACCUUGAUUAUCUGGACUUUUCGAUUAUCUGGUCUUUCGAUUAUCCUGACUAUUUACUCAAGUCCCACUGUACUGGCUUUUAAUUAAGCUUGAAAACUUCUCAGAAAAUCGAAUUCAUUUCAAUAAAAGCCUGGGAGGGCGGUGUUGGGGGGCUCAUAAUUGGCUGUAUUUUUUUGUUAACAGGUAGGUGAACCUAUAUCUGGGAGAGUGGGGUAGGGGGCGCUUAUAAAUGACAGUUAUUUGGCUGGGAAAUAUGAUCUGUGAGAAUGUAGGCUAUGGAAGUGAUGUAAUAAAUGUCACAAUUUGUUUCUCUGUCUUUCGCAUGUUACUUAACAAUAAAAUUAGCUUGCUAGAAGUGGAUGAAUAAUUUUAAAGCAAUUAGACAAUAAUACUGUUUGCCACUCUCUGUACAGUCAUGGUUCAUACCAUAGAAACCAUUCUGUGGUGGCUUGUGAUUCCACUUGAGUUUUGAACAUUUCCUACCAUGGGCAAUGAAAAACAUUAAAUGGCUGCUUAUUUGUUAGAUGGUUCUAUUUUAUCACUUAAAGCGUCAGAGCUUGAUACAUGUAAGAUUUCUGCUCUAUUCCUGUCUUGUGGAGGGGUGUCCAUUGUCCUCAGGAAUAAUUCAAGUAGGGAAUACAGUGGUAUGCUAGUCUGUUUUUCGUCUUUCGUAUUUCAGCACUUUAAUAUUCUACUGUUUUUUACAGGGUCGAGCAGGAUUUGAUCAUUCCGCAUCAAAUAGGUCAUACCGCAUGACCCUUGAAGAGCAGAGAGCCAUUGAAGAGGAAGCAAGAAACUUAGGGAUGACAGAAGCUGAAGAUAAAGUUCAGGCGCUCAGGGAGGAAAAAGCCAAAGAAAAAGUUCAUCCUGGAGUAGCAGCUCCAGUACCUGGCAGAGACAGUGGCUUUGGUAGCGAACAGGAUCCCCAUACUCAUGAAGCCGGACAAGGUAAAGAUUCAUGCGUCAAUUCUUUCUCUACUUAUAUUUCCAUUAAAUUGAUCUAGAAAAAAAUUCUGAAUCAUAGCAUGGGCUUUUUAAAGUACAAUAAGUAUUUUGCACAAGUCUUGUGUAAUACCCAGAAACUUCUGUAUUCUUUCACUAAACUGGCCAUUAGCCAACUUUCUACGUACAGUUGUUUAUUUGAGUUUUUUGUGAGGGAAAAAGUGUGUUCAAUCUUAAACGAUUGUGGGAUAAAUUCCUUCCGGUCCAUCUCUGAUUCCUUGUUGUAGGUUUAAACGCAAAAUUAAGACCGAAAAUUUGGUUCUGUCCAUUAACUUGAGAAAGCUAUUUUACAACCUUAGAUAGGUUGAAAAGCUGACGGUUGGAGUGACAGCCCUUCGUCAGUGCGAAUUUAUUAGAUGCAGCUCCUCACUGUCUUUAGAAACUAACCCUUCAUUCAUUUUUUUAACAGGUCCACCCAACAGUGGCGUCUUAACCCAAGGAGUUGCGAGCAUCACUAAGGAUGUUAAAACAGAUCCCACCAUAUCGAAACCUCUUUCUGUUGUCAGUACUAAUGCAAAGCAUAAUAUUCUGCAAAGCAUUAAGCCAGCAGCUACACAGACAAAGAUGUCAACUGUCGUGAACCCAGCUGACGACAUCGGGCGUGUCAAUGAACCAUUGUCCAGCAACAGAGAACGGCCGCAUAGGUGCACCACAGCCCCUCAAGAGAUCAGACCAGGCUUGGCCACAGGAAACCCAACUGGCGGGGAGUCUGCUGCCACUCAAUCAAGAGGUAUGGCGAGAAGCGUGAGUCAGACCAGCGUGGAAGCAAUAUGUUAUUCACCGCAUGACGCGUUGGAAGGCUUGGAGACGUCCAGCGUGGUUAGUUUUGCCAGCACUGCUGCUACACAUCAUGAUCUUGACACGCGGAUUGACAUGGUUCAGUCACUCUUAUCCAUGCUAGGAACACAUGAUAAAGACGAUAUGUCCCGGACUUUGUUAGCUAUGUCCAACAGCAGAGACAGCUGUGCCGCUAUGCGGCAGUCAGGUUGUUUACCUCUUCUUAUUGAUCUACUCCAUGGCAAAGGCAUUGCUGACAAAAAUGCGCGUCGUGAGGCUCGGGCGCGAGCUGGCUUGGCGCUACAUAAUAUUGUUUACUCAAAUGUGGAAGAUAGGCGUGGACGUCGCGAAGUUCGAGUUUUAAGAUUGUUGGAAAUUGCUCGUGCGCAUUGUGAUGUGAUACAGUUCAAAGGACUUCCCGUGCAUCCUUGCGCGGAACGUUGGUAUCCACCUCUAAGGGAUUAUGGGCCAGGACCUGCCGUAGCGGCUCUUAUGAAGCUUUCGUUUGAAGAAGAUCAUCGCAAGGCCAUAUGCGAGCUAGGAGGGCUUCAAGCUAUUGCAGAACUAUUACAAAUUGAUCAUCAAAUCAACGAACACUGUAAAGAUUUCUACAGCAUCAGUCUGAGGAAGUAUGCGGGUAUGACACUUACAAACCUGACUUUUGGCAACGUCAAGAACAAGAACCUUUUAUGUAGUAUUCCUGGUGCUGUGGAAGCCAUAAUAGCUCAGCUGAACACUGUUGAAGAAGAAGAGAUCAUUCAAGUCUCUGCAAGCGUGUUGAGGAAUCUCUCCUGGAGAGCCGAUGAACUUUGUCGCAAGACCUUGCGUGACGCUGGUGCAAUCAGUGCGCUGUUAUCCGCGGCGCAAGCAGUUCACGGUGAGCCCGCGCUCAGAACAACACUCAGUGCUCUGUGGAACCUGUCAGCUCACUGUUCGGAAAACAAGUCGGAAAUAUGUGCAGCUCCUGGUGCACUGAAAUUCCUUGUCAAGUGUUUGAAAUAUUCCAGCCCAUCUGGAAAUAUCUCCGUGGUAGAAAGCAGUGGAGGGAUACUGAGGAACCUUUCAUCUCACAUCGCUGUGCGACCAGAUUACCGCAAGACUCUCCGUGAUUGUGGCUGUUUUCAAGUGCUACUGUGCCAUCUUCGUUCGUCGAGCCUCAGGGUUGUUAGCAAUGUUUGCGGCGCCUUAUGGAAUCUGUCAGCCCGGUGUUUGGAGGAUCAAGAGCUUCUGUGGGAACUGGGAGCAGUUUCGCUCCUCAAAUCUCUCGUCAAUUCUAAGCAUAAAGCCAUCUCGCAAUCAUCAACUGCCGCCUUGCGCAACCUCAUGGCUGUUAAACCUUCAAGUUCCACCGACAGCGAGUCAGUUUCUUCUAGAGCAGCAAGACUUAACCGAAGCAUGCCCGCAAACAUGCGAACAGCGGCAGCUCAAGCACAAUUGAAAAGUGACGUAGCAAGGUUGAAAAAUCGUUCACCUAGAGCCCAGUCUCCGCAGCUUCAAGUCCAAGGUACCCAACAGUCCCUCACGGUGAACCAGACUGUCAAGCGAAACUACGAACCUCCAGCCUACGAUGUUGCUGUGAGUAACAUUCAACAAAGCAUGGUUUCCCAGUCAAUUUAUCCUCAAGGCCAAGCUGUCCAGCAAGGCGAGUCAUUCUUCCCAGGUGUUACAAGGCAGGAUAUUGAGGUAGCCGCGAAUCAGAAGCAGGCGUCAUCAAGAAAGAAGACUGGAUCAUCAGGAUCUCUCGCUCACUCAAGCUCUAGCUCCAACCAUGGCGUGGCCGCCGCUGGUCAGGAGGAAGAAACCAGUGCUGCUCUCAUACGUACAAGAUCAGAUAUUGGACCCAGGUCCCUCGCUGGCAGACAAAGAAGAGCAAAGGCACGUGGUGGUGACUCCAACAGUGUCGGAAACGGAGCAUCUUUUGACGGUCGAAAUAACGCGCAUUUUAAGUGGAGUCAAAGUAACGAUUCUUUAUCCAAGCAUCGCAGACAGCCUCACAGAGAUAUGAGCUGUAAGAAGGAACAUGACAGGCUUGAUGGUGACCAGCGUUGCUUAGGACCAGCUUCAGGACCCCGACCCCAUCAUUCCAGAUCAUCCAGCGAUGGUUGCGCAGUGAUUCCAUUGCUGAGUGAUUCAUAUCCCCUACACGUAUCACACAAGCCCAAGAAGACUGAAAGUUUAAAAGAAAAGGAGUCUGUUGCAGAACGGUCUGUGUUGUCUCGGAUCAGGAAUGCGGUUCAUAAGAAUACAGAAAGGGGUGUUGGACACGCCCAGCUGUCAGUACCUCAACAAGGGGACGGCAUGUCUCUUAUUUCGCCAAGCACUGCGCGGAGGCUCAAUCAGUGGACCAACAGUGAGUUUGGAGAAACCUAUGAAAUGGCGGAGUUAAUUCCAAAGGAAGUAAAUGAAGUGAGAUCGCGACAAGCACCAGAUCAGUCCAGUUCAUCACGACCUUACAAAAGGAGCGCGCAAAAAUUCAAAUCUUACCGCGACUCGGACUCUGAGAUUGAUUCCGAGGUAGAAGUACACUUAUUCGGACAAGCUCGGAAACCAACGGGAUACCCCGAAGCAAGCAAUGCUUGGAUUCAAAACGGAAAAUCGGAAGUCAAUUCUCAUCGUUCUGCGGACACUGAAAGCGUUGCCUCGUCGACCUGCAGCUGCGAACACGUUGAAAACAUCUGGAUUCGCCGUCCAGAAUCCAAAAGCUCAAAGUCCACUUGUGGGAAAUGUAGUCGCCCGCGAAAAGGAAAGAGUUCAGAGAAAAGUGCUGUUAAUAAGCCGAUGGUGAAAAGCAGACGAGAUUCUACGGAUUCUCCAAUAUCAAGUCCGAACUUUCAUCGAGUGUUUCAGAAAUCAGCUGGACGAGAACAGAAGAACGCAGAGAUAUUGGAUCCUAGCAAAAGAGGAGUGAAAGUUACAUCGCUAUGA
Molecule: messenger RNA, 46388 nt
Organism: Porites lobata
Lineage: Eukaryota; Metazoa; Cnidaria; Anthozoa; Scleractinia; Poritidae
Source: the annotation of a GenBank genome assembly